This is a messenger RNA of Podarcis lilfordi (Lilford's wall lizard), 79669 nucleotides long. Lineage: Eukaryota; Metazoa; Chordata; Lepidosauria; Squamata; Lacertidae. The record is from the annotation of a GenBank genome assembly.
AUGGUGAUGAUCUUAACUACAACUCUGGAAAACAAAGGUGCUGAUUCUCUAUCAUGCAGGGCUGAGUUGGUAAGAGAGUUCAUUUCACACCAACAGCUUAGUUUACUCUAUCAGCCAUUUAUAUUCUUCAGAUUGCAGGGCUAUCUCCUUUGGGGUAAAACAAAUGGGACUCUUUCCUUAUAGCUCAAUGUGAUUAUGCCAAUGGGUGCACAAGAAGAACAUAUCUGUUUGGUGCUGCAUAUGUUGAGUCUUGUGUUUUAAAGGACAAUGUUGGCUUACCUGCGCAUUAGCUGUGCAUAAGGGAUCUUUGGUCUGGGUGGAAGUUGUGCAAGAGCAGGUACUGAGGACUUACCGUAUUUUUUGCUCUAUAAGACGCACCAGACCACAAGACACACCUAGUUUUUGGAGGAUGAAAACAAGGAAAAAAAUAUUCUGAAUCUCAGAAGCCAGAACAGCAAGAGAGAUCGCUGCGCAGCGAAAGAAGCAAUCCUUCUUGCUGUUCUGGCUUCUGUGAUAGCUGCGCAGCCUGCAUUCACUCCAUAAGACGCGCACACAUUUCCCCUUACUUUUUAGGAGGAAAAAAGUGCGUCUUAUAGAGCAAAAAAUAUGGUACUUUAAAUGAGUCACUUGGUUUGUGAAAUGUCACAUGGGUAAACUCUUCUGGCCCGCUUAGCAUCACAUUUAAAUUUGACAGUAUUCCCAGAGAUGUUCAUGAUAUGACUGCAUUCAGACUUAACAGUUACCUGUUGAAACAACAGCUGUUGUUAAUUUCAUUCCUACACUAUAAGAAUAAGAAUAAGAAUUUAUUAUUUAUACCCAGCCCAUCUGGCUGGGUUUCCCCAGCCACUCUGGGUGGCCUCCAACAGAACACUAAAAUACAAUAACCUAUUAAACAUUAAAAGCUUCCCUAAACAGGGCUGCCUUCAGAUGUCUUCUAAAAGUUUGGUAGUUAUUUUUCUCUUUGACAUCUGGUGGGAGGGUGUUCCACAGGGCGGGUGCCACUACCAAGAAGGCCCUCUGCCCGGUUCCCUGUAACUUGGCUUCACGUAGCGAGGGAACCGCCAGAAGGCCCUCGGUGCUGGACCAUCAUGGUGUCUUCCAAAAUGCUGACAGUGUUUAUAAUAAUACAAACAGAAUUAUGAUGUGUCUUUCCCAAACUGUUCUGACUAUAGAAUUGUGGCUUUAGUGCCAAUUUUGACUUUUCUUGGCAUUUUGUAAACCAUUUGCUUAAUACAGUGGUACUUCGGGCUACAUACGCUUCAGGUUACAGACGCUUCAGGUUACAGACUCUGCUAACGCAGAAAUAGUACCUCGGGUUAAGAACUUUGCUUCAGGAUGAGAACAGAAAUCGUCUUCCGGCGGCGCGGUGGCAGCAGGAGGCCCCAUUAGCUAAAGUGGUGCUUCAGUUAAGAACAGUUUCAGGUUAAGAAUGGACCUCCGGAAUGAAUUAAGUACUUAACCAGAGGUAUCACUGUAUUCUGGUUACUCGUUGUCCCAGAACUGGUUACUAGUGCAGAUAAUCUCAUAAGAAUUGGAGCAAAGCACACUUGGAUCAAAAGAACUCCUUCUUUCCAUUCACAAAGAAAGGCUUUAGGAAGAGUGGAAAUAGAGAAAUUAAACUUUUUGCUUGUCCUAAGAAAGACAAUUGUGGUUACAGAUAAUUUACUCCUUCCUUCCUAGUUUACUAUAAGACCCAACCCUUGUGAAAUGGCAAUUACAGUUAAAAUGGGGAGAAAUGUAGUUUCAAAACAUUCUUCCUACUUACUCUCCCCCCCCCCUUGGAUCUAAAACCAGUCUUCUAAAUAAUCAUUUUAUAUUUGGAUGGUGGUAGUCACCUAAAUCCUACUCGAAGUAGACCUAUGGAAACUAAGGAACCUAACUUAGUCAUGUCCAUUAAAUUCAAAGGGACUAUUCUUGUUAGGACUAGCAAAUACCACCCAUUCUGCCAAAAUACUCUUUCCUCACACAUCUAAAUGUUAUAAAUACAAUUCUACAAAGACAAAAUGUACACACUGUAAACAUAAGGAAUAAUACAUGUAAGUGAAUAGAUAUGAGGGAUUCAUACAUUUAUGUGCAUAAAAAGGCUUUCUUAUUUAGAUGUAAUCAAUAAUAGCUUAAUUUAACUGCUACCUAUUGAGCUUUUUUUUAAAAAAAAAGUGAUCAAAUGUUCAAGACAACACCAUCCCAGUGACAUUCUCCCUUCUUUUGUAUGCCAUUAUAGUUUCAUACUUAACUUUAUAGGUGUAGUUGAACUUGAUAAAUAUAAAUGUGUAAGUGUCAUUUGUAGCAGGCUGUUUCAGAAAGUUGGGAGAAUGGGGAAAGUUUUAAUAGGAAAUAUUUUACCAGUACAUAGCUUAAUAGGCAUGUGCAGGAGAGGCAUUGAAUUAAAUCCAAGAGGGAAAGGAAGGUAAUAGGCUUUGUUUUGACAUUUGGUAAAUGGCACCAUUUCCCCUGCUUUAAGGCGAUAUUAUUUGUUAUCUUUGUGAUAUCAACCACCGUUAGCAAUCCCUAACCCCAUCUCAGGCCUAUUUGCAUGCCUAGCAAUCAAUGUACUGCUUGAUAAUGGAUGAAGUAACGGCUGCUAUGCUUAACAGGCCUGGAAAGAAAGUGCCAAGAAUUAAUGUGGUUGUACAGAGGAGAGGAACAAUGAUCACAACUGAGUAGCAGUGCAGGUCAGAGACAAAUGUGAGCGUCCCAAAAGAUGGAAAGAAAAAGAAGCAGGAGAAGGAAGGAAGGAAGGAAGGAAGGAAGGAAGGAAGGAAGGAAGGAAGGAAGGAAGGAAAGAAAGAAAGAAAGAGAAAGAAAGAAAGAAAAGUUGGGCAGGGGAAAUGAAGACAAAACCAGCUGAGGAGGGAGUUGGGAUGGCAUUGCUCAUUUGCUAAGCUACAACUCCUCUUAUUAUCACAUUUCAACACAUGCUCCAUCAUGUGUUUAAAAUCUUGUACUCCAGAACUCUGGUAGUUGAUAGCAGAAAUUAUUCCUGAGUAGGAUUGGACUGAGGUCAGCCCUUUGUGUAAGUGCGCACAGGGUUGCAGCCUAAGUAUUAGAAUGUGUAAGACUCCAUACAAAGAAAAAAAGCAACAGUUAUUGCUGAAACUUAGAAACUGUAGAAAUACUUGCUUGAUUGCAGGGCAGGGAAUCUGCUUUGUUACUUAUAAUGGGUUGUGGGUUGCAUUCAACAUAGUGCCAAAGCUAAGGUUCUGCCAGUGCAAGGAUUUCUCCUUGAGUAAUGGAGCAUUGCUUCACAGUCCUCUCCCUGUGUGCUACCUAAAUCUACUCUGGAAUUUUCCCCAACUCUACAGAGUGGGGUUGGGGGACAGUGGAGGGGGUGUCCUAGCAGGGGGUGUCCCAUUGCACUAGUGGUAAUCCAUGUGGGCGUGCAGAUAUUUUGCUGAAUACCACCUUAAAUAAUUCUCUUUUUGAAAAGCAAGAUUGGUCUGCUAGGGGAAAAAAUAGAAAAGCAGAACAGAGAUCAAGUACCAUAUUUUUCGCUCCAUAACACGCACCCGACCAUAACACGCACCUAGUUUUUAGAGGAGGAAAAUCCGUAGGCAUGCCACCCGUAGGCAUUCCCUCCAUAACACACACAGACAUUUCCCCUUACUUUUUAGGAGGAAAAAAGUGAGUGUUAUGGUGCAAAAAAUACGGUACUUUGAAUUUCAUGGACAUUACUAACAUGUUGUGUUAUUGAAUACCAAACUGCAAUUUGUUUCUGCUCUUCUUCUUCUUCUUCUUUUUAAAGAAGAGUCAUGAGGUGAUGAUAUUGACAAAGGAGAACACUUUUAAAAGGAAGACUUUAAACAAUAUCUGAGAAAUUGCUGGAAUUGUUUGUCUUCUAAUAAUAUUAUUAACUUUUGCCCCAUUAAGAACAAGAGAAAUUCUGUGAAAGCAAUCAGGAGAUGUUUCAGUAGUGGAGAUCACUGUUUAGUUUACGUGUUCCACCAUUCUUACUUUUCUAAUCCUGAAGAGAAAUUUGAAAGAACAAUUCAAAACUUCAGCUGAGUCUUUGAUCUUGGAUUAGAACAUUCACAAAAUAGUAACCUGACCCCAUUCUUUGGUUUAGCCUUCCAUUCAGUUUUGAAAAACUGUUAGAAGGAAGACUUACGAAGAAAAGCUGCAAAAGAGCAAUACAGGCACAGCAUCCUUUUUAAGCUUGCUGCCCUUUUGCUUAAUUUGUACGUUUGAGUCAGUCUACACCUUUUCAUUGAUCUGUGCUCUUGGCAUUACCCAGUCCUUGAAUGGCAUUUGGACAUGACCCUGUAUUUCAGCAUAAUUCUUAAAACCUCAAUGAAUAGCUUUUCUGGUUGUUUUCAGCACACUCCAAAGAAGAUGAGUCAAGGACCCACUCUCUUUUCUUGUGGAAUUAUGGGUGAGUAAGGAGAAAGCCUCUAAUUUUUUAUUGCACGUUAUAAUGCUGGUGGGAAAUGCAACAGGGCUCUCGGAGCUAGGGAUGGGAGAAUCUGUCAUUUUCAGUAAUAUAUGCAUUUUUAUGCAUAUUUUACCAUAGGAUGUGCAUUUUUGUACACAUUAUUUGGCUGGAGAAAUUUAAUUCAUUUGGCUUUUAAAGGCAAAUAUAACUAAUCUGCACUUUCAAAAGCAAUACACGAACCGAAACACAUUAAUCUUUCAGAAUUUUCACUUCUCCAAAUUUUGCUAUGUGGUUCUCCCUCAUUCCUACUUGGAGCUGAUUCAGUGUUUUCUUACGAGCAAAAACUAUGGGUUUUUUUUUUGCAAGCUGAGAAAUCCAUUUCCUAAUUUCUCAUGCACUUUUAUUUAAAUUCCGUAUGGUUGGCAGUUGAUCUGUAGCGCUCAGCUGAUGAGCUCUGUGUGUGCCCUGCAUGUCAAAACUCCAGGUGACCUCAGUCUCAUCUCAAAUAUUGUAGAAGUUAGUAAAUCACCCAUCUUCACUCCGGUCUAAACCAGAUGUACUUAAUUGAGACAACUGACUAGGAUUCCAGAUUCCAAGCAAAGCAUUCUAGUGUCUUGAAAAAUCAGCUCAGUGACACAUCUGGUAUAUUCAAACUUUACGUUUAGUGAUGCUUGAUAAUCGAGUUCCUUUUAUUCACAGGUAUGAACUAAAAUUUGCCUGCUUGCUCCAAACCUGGGUUUUGCAUUGCUGAGUAUUUCAAGGCUAUCUUAUUUUGAAUCUCACUUAUUUUAACAGUAAUACAUAAAGGUGAAGUGAUACAUUCAUUCCUAGUCUGUGUAGUGUUUAAGAGGAAGUGUAGUGUAAUGUUUAAAACUUCACAGUAUAGUAUUUAAAAAAGAAGCAAUAAUAAUUGGGCAAUCACUAUUUAAUUGGUAUUCUUGUGCUGCAGUCAACAAAAGUUCAUACUGUACUGGCACACAAGCUGUGUGUGUGUGUGUGUGUGUGUGUGUGUGUGUGUGUGUGUUAUACAGCCUUAUGAUGUUUGAGGUUUGGCUGGAUGCUCUUGGAGGGCUGGCAGUUCUGAAAGAUGUAGUACUGCAUUGUGUUCAUUAGUUUCUUAUAUGACUGGGCAAUGACCUCCAGACCCAAUUAAAACUUUAGGCCCAACUAUUCUAUAACAAAAGCUGGUAGUUUACAAACAAAGAAUCUGUUCCCACCAUUCACAGGCAUUACCCUCAUUAGUAUUAAUGGGAGCUGAGCAACUGUACUGGGAGAGACAUUUCUCAAGCUUCCAGACAGGAAAGUCAUCUGAGAUGAGAGUGAGGGGGAAAUACAAAGUGUUUUUGAAUUAUUAUGAUUCUUUUGCCUCAGAUGGAAGGUGCAGGCUUCAAAGUAAAAAAAUAAAGUGACAGAAACAGUCUAUUCUAUUUAUGUUUUAUGUGAAGAAUCAAACAAGAAACAAAUAAUACCAAAUCAAUUAGCCAAACAAUAUAUAGAAGUCUAAGAAACUUGUUUAUGACUACUUUUCUAUAAAACUUUUCCCGUUCAAGCUACACUGAUAUGGUCUUUAUUUGCUAAAGUGUCCUGUUUCCAAGGGAACCUAAUCUUACCUUGCUGACCAUAGCACCCCCUGUGCAAUUUUCUUUGCCAGUUCCAGUGAAAAAGAGCAAAUCCCAUUGGCAUUAUUUUUGUUUUGCUUUGUAAUGUUCGUCAUCUCUUCCAAUGCCUUCUUCCUUGGCCCAGAUUAACCAACCAUUGUUGAAACUUGCCCAAAUAGGUUCAGUGCUCACAGCCACAAUGAAUUUCCAACUGCCAAGCUAUUUCUGAUUAGAUAGUUUUGUUCCUACUUGUUCAAAGGGUCAAGACAAAUGCACCAUUACAUAUUUGGAUUAGAGCCAGUGGGAAGUCAAGAAAUAUACUGCCACAUGGGACAUCUGAGGACUGGAGGGAGAGACCACGCUUGACUGGCUUUCUAGUCUCCUCAGUCUGAACAGGCAGUGUCAGCAGCGAGCCAGCAGUAAAUCACACUAUACAAGUUAGAGUUAACUCCAUAUUAGCAAAAACAUGUUCUGCACAGGAGUGUCAGGCCUAAUUAGCACAGCAACUCAUCUCAGGUAGGUCUUGCCCCCAUGAAGCAGUUGCUGAGACUGAAGGUUUCCGCCUCCCCACAGCUGCCAAAGUUCCCUCCUAUCCAGGGUAUUUUCCAAGCAGUCAGAGACUGUGUCUGUGCAUUGCCAAUCUUUCCUCCGCCCUUUUCAUGUCCCUUCUGGUUCUGGGAGACAAUGGAGGAGGCGAGCUUGUUGCAGCAGGAGGGGAAGGCACCAUGACUCUUUACCAUCCUGACUCAUCUCUGCCUCUUGGCCUCUCUCCUCCCACCCUCCUGCUUCAGCUUCUGGACGUCUUUCUGCCACUGUCCUUCCCAGCUCAAUAAGCCUUGUGAGCUUCCAACACCUCCUCUUCUGAGUCUUCUCCCUCUGAUCACUCAUCAUUGUCUCACAACCACUCCCCAGGUUUUGAGCCUUCUUCUCUUGGGGGUUCCCCAGCUGGUUCCUCCCACCAUUCAUCUGUGCCCAACCAGUCUAAUAUAGGUAGGAUGUUGUGAGAACUAAUUGUCUAUUUGAAUUUCAGCAGGGAUGGGGGGGGGGGAGAUAGAGAUAAAGCUGGCAUAUCCAUAGAAGAUACAACAGUGACCUUGAGAAGCUGUUGUGCAAGUCUAGCAUUGGAAUGAUGACAAGAUAAGUUCUGUGCCAGGCCAUCUUUGCCCAGAGCAUGGACUGAGGCAAAUGGGAAAGAGUGACUUAUAUCUACUGCUUUAUAAGUCAUGGGAAAACUUUUCUUUUGGCCCUGCCAGUUAUGUCAACUUGCUUUAAAGAGAAGGCUAGGCAAACCAGACACUUUUGUAGAACCUCUUUAGCACUAUUCAGCACAAAGUCUGAGGAUGGAUUUUGAGUGUGGUCGACCAAACACGCUUAUAAUUCUUCUUUAGACAUAUAAGAUGAAGACACGAAAAUCUGAAGUGGAACUGUAUGGAUGUUGGGUGUGGGCUUGUAUAUGGGCCCCCUCUCCAUUUUAAGCCCACAAUGCAUUCGCCCCACAUAUAAAUAGGACUUUGGUCUCAAGUGUGCUGAUCUUCCAAUAUUCCUAUUAUGUUCUCACAUUCCCUAUUUAAAAAAACCAUUGAUAAAUCUAUGAAAACUUCACACAUUUGAGUUUGAUUGAAAUAUUUGAGAUUUUUUUUUGCCAUUUUUUGAAUUAAAAAUUAGCAUGCUUUGGGCUUUCCUCUUUCUGCAGCUAUUUUAGUUGCUUUUAGGCUUUAUAACCCUAACCAAGUUAUUGGCGUUCAUUUAAUAUUGUGUUUCUAUUAGAGUACUAUUAUUAGCUUUCUUAGGUUUUUAGUUUGUCUGAAAAGGGGCUGUUUCUCCUUUCAGGCUUUGUUUUAUUUCAAUCCUUCUGUCACUUUCACAUUAGCAUUGCUUGAUGACAAUUACUGAAGAAUGUCCCUUAAAAAAGCGGUGGAAACAACUUUUUAUCAGCUUUAUUUGGAGAAAAUGUGUGUGUAUAUUUCCUAGUAGCAUUCAUUGGCAAUCUCUCUCUCUUUCUCUGUCUCUCUUUCUCUCUCUCUCUCUCUCUCUCUCUCUCUCUCACACACACACACACACACACACACACACACACACACUUAUUUAUCAUAACACAGUUAUAUUUGGAGAAAAAGUAUCUGUAUACAUAUUGCUCAUUCGCAUUAAUUUGCUGUCUCUCCAUCAUCACAACACUUUGCCACGGAAAGGUUUUGCUAAGGAGAAAACCAGUUUUGUAGGGGGAAAGAAUAAAAAUCUAAUUCCUGCUUAUUCAUAUGCAUUUUUACUUCGUUGUAUGUGCUGCUAAGCUCAAUGGAGCUUGCUCUCAAGUAAACAGGCAGAGGGUUUCAGCCUUUCCUGGUGAAUAGUUAAUGCAGAUAACUGAAAAGGCCUCAGAUACCACUUGAUACACUAUUUAAAAACAUAAAUCUUCAUCAAAUAUUUGUCAAGUCACAGUGCCUUACAGCAUUUCCCCCCUUUUCUUAAAGGGCAAGAAUCCUCUGAGUUUAAAAAACGUUGAAAUUGGUAUAAUUACCGCCAAGAGAAGAGUGUAAAAGAAUACUGUUCCUGAUUUUUGUUUUUCAGGAAAAAGCAUAGAAGAUGAAAAACGUAUUGCUAUAAAUUCAGCCUUGAGCAAGAACAAUUUUGUAUGCCUUGCUUGAGUAGCCCUUGAAUCAUGUGCAAAUAAAUUGUUGCUGUUAUGGAACAGAAUAUUUCUUUUAUCCUCCCAGACAGCCAAUAUUAUAUUUCUCCAGUCAAAAGGGAUACAAAUGCAGUGGGUGGGAGGGUCACAAAGGGAAGCUGGUUCAACAUAAUGUUUAGGCAGUGAAACUAUGGGUUUUUUGCUUUUAAAAAAAUAUAUAUUCUGUAGCCAAAGGAUGAAUUGAAGCAAAUAUUUAAUGCAGUGCUGCACCCUAAUUCCUCUCUUAGAGAUUAAAAGGAAAAUAUUGGCUGCUGUUCUCAAGCUGCCUUUCCCAGAGUUGCUCCAUUCAUGUCAGUAGUGGAAUUUGGCUAGCUUUAGGAUUUUGUAUUGCGAAUGUUCAGUAUUAAUAGUGGUAAAAAAAGGCCUUCCUGCACGAAUUUAUUCUGUUGUUUUACUAAAGGAGCAUUGGUAGUUUGGAGGCAACCUGAUGCUCAGAGUUAGGAUGCACAAUUCUUAAGGAAGAGUCCCUACAAAGGCAGCAUCUAUUUCUGAGGUUUGACAGCUAGGUGGGAGAGUUUGCUGAACUCCUGUGGGGUUUAAUGUUUUGGAGCUUUUGGCUCCCAUCUUAUCCGUACACUAGGGGUUGAAGCACUGAACAUAUUCUGCUGUAUAUAUCCAGACACUGGCGUGUGCUCUGAAUGUACCUAAAGCAGAUGCAGAGCUUUUACAAACAGCAUUGAGGGUGUUGACUAGUUUCUUAAAGUAGCUGGCAUGGCAGGAACUCAUGUUGUUGAAAAGAGAUGCAAAAGCCAUGUGCUCAAGAGAAAGAUAUACAGUGGUACCUUGGGUUACAGACGCUUCAGGUUACAGACGCUUCAGGUUACAGACUCCGCUAACCCAGAAAUAGUACCUUGGGUUAAGAACUUUGCUUCAGGAUGAGAACAGAAAUCGUGCUCCGGCAGCGUGGUGGCAGUGGGAGGCCCCAUUAGCUAAACUGGUACCUCAGGUUAAGAAUAGUUUCAGGUUAAGAACGGACCUCCUGAACGAAUUAAGUUCUUAACCCGAGGUACCACUGUAAUAAUAUUUAACUUCAGUUAGAACUGGGCCAAAAACAGAAGCUCAUCUUCUGUAGUAUAUGCUGCUUUUCUCAUAGACAAUGUAACUGGUAAUGUUUAUUGAUCUCAUCUCAGUUCUGCCUCGAAUACACUAGAUCUGCAGUCGACAUGGCCAAAGGGAUUUUGAUGUCUGCCUGAGACGCUAAAUCCAAGCAAUGCCUCCAGCUGUGAUGGUAAAAAUAAAACACAAAGCCAAAUAGUUGACAAUUUUCUGCUGUAAUGGCAGAAUUUGGAUGGAUCUCCCACUUCUUAUAGGUCAGACACAUGCUUUAUUAGGAAACCAGUAGAAUUGGCAGGCACUGUUUCAACAAACAUGCAACAGUUUAUGGAUCAAAAUAUAAAAUUGUUAUAGAGCCAGUUCGAGGGAAGUUUCAUUCACUCCUCAUUUUCAGCGUGUGUGUCUAGUGACAGCUGAUGGGGAGCACAGACACAGCUUUUAUCCCUUCAUGUUACAAUUUAUUUUUCUGGGUUAUACCUUGAACCCUUUACAAUAUGGAAAUAUAAGCAUUUGAUCUUUCUUAGCUCCUUCUUUAUUAAACGAAGCAGUAAGAGCAGUUCAGCAAUGGAACCAAUUUCCUAGAGUUGGUGUUCUGUCCCUUGCUGUGGUCUUCAAGCAGAAGGCAGACAACCAUAUCUUGGGGAUUCUCUAUAUUUCCUGCAUCAAGCAGUGGGACCGCAAAGCCCCUUCCAGCUCUUAUUUUUUUAAUGCAGCCAGCAAGCACAGUAGUUUAGCAUUUUCUUAAGCAAGAGCUCAAGGUAAAAAUGGUUGCUCCCAACCUUUUUGUUAAUUGAAAACCCUAUUUAAUUUGGAAUUAGUCAUUGAGAAUUUCACUUCAACAACUUUGCCUCACGUUUGGUGGGCAUGAUUCAAUAAACAUCAGUGACUGGGCAAAAUAUUUGCUUACUACUUAAAGCUAUUUAAACUACCUUUAACGAGACUGUAUUAAGGCACACACAUAAUUUUGCUGGCAUUAUUUCCUCCCUCUUUUUUGCCUUUGUGAAAAGGAACUUUUUGUGUUGUACUGAUUUUUAAAAGCUUUAUAAAAGAGAGAGAGAAAGAGAGAUGAAAAAUAAUGCUGGAUGCAAAAUUCAGAAAUAUAAUAAAAGGAAAUCUACACUGAUUUGAUUUUGGCAUCAUUGUUUUAAAAUAUAAAUAGCAUCAUUUGUUACGAGAGCUACGUGACUUGUGCUGGAGCUAUCUUAAUAGAUAGUUAGGAAUAAGGACAUUUUGCUGCACUCUUCCUUCCAAAAUGGAUCAUCUAAUUUUCCACUUGGGAGGUGCUGUGUACAAAAGUAGCAAUGGGAGAUGGAUAGUGUGCUGGAAUGCUGGAGAGGAAUCUGUGUCCUUUGUUGUACUGCUGGUUUUGCUCCAACCAGGGGUGGCGGGCUCUACUAUAUCAUUUGCACCACCUGCCGCACCAGCCUCUGGGGGAUCUGCAGCCUUUCAGAUGUGCCUCUACAGUAUAAGAUGGAGCUCCAACUCCCAUCAGUCACAGACAGCAUGGCCCAAUAGUUGGGGAUGGUGGGAGUUGUAGUCUGGGCCGAACUCAGGGUGUUACUAUUGCUGUAUAAAGCCCUGAACCACUUUGGGACAGUUUACUUGAAGGAUUGCCUCAGCCCAUAUGCACCCAUUUGACCAUUUGGAUCUGUGGAAGUGGCACUUCUUCAAGUUCCACAUAAUGUGUGUUCUGCACUUGCAAGAAAUCAGUCCUUUAGUGUGGCAGCACCUGUAUUUCAGAAGUUCCUUCCCACUGAUAUUAGGCAGGUGCCUCCACUGUCUUGUUUUUGCCUCCUGCUAAUCCGCUUUUUUUCUUUCAGCAAGCCUACCCAGACACGGCACUUUAGCAUGCAAUUUUGACAAGUGUUUUAGAAUUACUGAUUCUAUUUUCUGUUAGAUAUAUAUAUAUCUAUGCAGCUAGUUUUGAACGCUUGUUUCUUAGUGGCAUUUUAAAUGAAUAUUUUAUGCUGUCCAUUGUAAGCAGCUCGGAAGUCUUUUGUCAAACUUUCAUUUAUUGUAAUUGGACAUUGGUUAAAUAAAAUAUAACUAAAUAGGGCAGCAACGUACCAAGGGCCACAGGUGUGCCUCUUGUGAUCUAUAACACCAGCAACAGAUGGUGAGGGAAGGGGCUUCCUUCCUGUUAUGCCUAAGUGGGUUGUGAGCUUCUUCUCUCUUCUGGCAUUGCUGUGGGGAAGUGGGGCAUAAAUGUUUGCUGGUUUGUUUGCAAGAGAACAGUGGGGCUUGGUGAUAAAUGUUCCACGUCCUCACACCAGCUUAGGUGUAGGGGAAUUCCUGUUAAAUGUGACCAUUGUGGUCGUCUCUGAGGCAACCUUUCUGAGGUGAAGUGGGCUGUGGUGCUCUUAGGAAACAAAGUGUGAGAUGGAGGCUACAGUUAGGAGUCCACACCUUACAUAAAUCCCUAUAAGAGUUCUGAAGAAACAAAAGGGAACUCUGAGGCUCCCGAAUCAGGAUUUCAAGCUCUUCAAUCUGUCAACGUUGUUUCCAGACUUGUAUGCCUCACCUCUUCCUGUUGCCAAGUGUCCGCAUAAAACAGAUUGUCUAAAUGACUAAUUGCUACGUACGUAUAACAGGAAAUAAUUCGAGUGAAGCUCUUAUUCCAUUCCUGUUGACUACACUUUGCUCUUUUGGCUAAUUAAUCUAUAGGAAGUAGUUAACCCCCUAACCCAUUUUGCAUUAACAGUACCACUCUCCCUGAAUAUUCUGUGUGAUAGGGGACCCUUGCAUUUUGCAUUGGCUGGUAAGCUAGCUCUGAUGUGAAAUCUUAAUGUGUCAUCUGCAGGACUGAAUGGGGGAUGCUUGCCUAUUUUUUUGACAGAAGCAGACGUGUAUGUGUGUGGGAGUAGCCACACCCUGACUCUGCCGUCUCUAGUCUCUCCUCAGCCCUUUCUUAAUCUUGAUGUUUGUUCAAGUGGUGCCAAGUACAGGUUAUCCAGUCUCCUCAGGGAAUAGCUGCGGAGGUCUGAUGAGCAAAGCAGAUUUUCAGAUGAGUGAUUCCUUAUCGGGCAGAGGUGCCAGUUUCUGGCCUUGAUCUUUCUUAGGCCUGUUGUCUUUUUUCACACACAAACACACACGAAAAGCACUUGAAGGCACUUUCUUUGUCCCAGGUAUGCAUAGUGAAGUUGCACACUCAUUUUGGAUAUAGAAAAGGGCAUUUUCCUAUCAUUCCAAAAUCAGCUAAAUAAUGCCAUGAAGCGUCAAUUCAAAGCAAAUGUUUUCCAGGACGUGAUCUGGCCAUGCUGGGGCAUGUUUGGAAAACAUUGCCACAAAGAAUUACAGGAAAUGUCACCUCUGUCCAGAAUGAUUUUGGACUCUCAGUUUCUUAGGGAACAUGGAAAAAUAACUUCGGUACCUUUUGUGUUACCAAGGACAACUUGGCAACCAAGCGUAUUCCACAUUUACCAAGUGGCAUGACUGGUGGGUCUAAGCCAAUUUAACCAUAUACUUUUUUCAGUUUUACAUCAGUGAAGGAAGGUUUAGCACCUGUAUUUCUAAAGACCACGUGUGUGUUGGAGCAGGAGACAGAGUGGGGAGAAGACUCAAAUCAUCUUGCUUUUAUGGGAACUUUGUGCAAAAGGAUUUCAGGCACACAGUGAUGUUGCUAAUUCAUUCUGAUCUCAGCAGUGUUCUGUUUAUUUAUUUUGUAUUUAUUAGGAGUCUUAGAGGAAAAGAGCAGAGGGAAGGCUUGUCACCCGUCCUAUCCCAUAGGCUCUAGAAUUUAAAACAGAAAAUACCAGUGAGACCUGCAACAAAAUAUUGCAGCAUGUUUCAGUAUGUUUUUGAUUGUGUAUCUGUGUGCACGCGUACACAGAAGCUUCUAAACCUCAGGCUUCACCUGAAUAGGCUGGUUCCUCCCUCUUGUUUUGGCUCCAUUUCUUCAGCACAGUGGCACCGAGUUCACUUUUAGAUGAAGCAAUGCCAUACCAUCUAAAACAAAUAAGUGGAUUGUUGGGAGGAGAGGAAUGCAUGGACUAAUUUCCUUAAGAAAAAAAAAACUUUUCAUUUUGGGGAAAGGCUUUUUUAGCUUUUAAGAUUAAGAAACAAAGAAGGUUUUGGAGAAAAUAUUAACCUGUUCAUCUUGGAGCAAAAUGUUGGGUCCAGUAUGCAUGUGUGUAAUCCACAGACCUUGCUGUGAUGUUUUAUUCUGAUGAGGCACAUUUUGUGCUGUCAUUUCAUUUUUUUUCCAACCUAGAUGCUUUAUCUUUGAAAAUCUUUGUGUGUAUGUGUUGGGUGCAGCAGGAAAGCACGAGUGGUUUCUAUGUCAUCACUGCCAGCUAAUUACUGCCAUUAAACUCAUUCUACAAUGAGAAGCCACAUAUUUCAUAAAUGGAGUGUGCAAUGGAAAGUACAAACUGCUGGUUUCCUAACACUCUUGGCGUACUAGGCAAAUAGUACACAAGGAAGUAAAUUAAAUGCAGGUGCAAGAGAUCAUGAUAAAAUAUUGGCAAAGAAAACUCUGCAUUGUGUGAUCCAAACCAUUUGUAUGCCCAAACCCCACCCAGACUUCAAAAUAUCACAAAGCCUAUAAAGACGUUGAGUUGCUGCAGUAUGUUGUUUUAUAUAUUUUAUGUCACAGAAAAAGAUCAUAGACCUAUUUCCCCCAUUUGCCCUAUUUAUUUGACAACUUAUGUUUUUAUUAUGCUCUAACAGUAUUUGUUAUAAUUUAAAUGUAAUUAUUUUCAAGUACAACUGGCAUUGAUAAUGUUUGUUUCUAUGUCUGUGUCCCUCCAGUGAGUGCAGGACUAUAGCACCCCUCAUUCCUGACCACUGGCCAUACUGGUUGAAGCUGAUGAGAGUCAGAGUCCAACAAUAUAUGAAGGGUUACAGGUCCCCCACCCGUUGUAGAACAAUAUCAACAUAACACCUAUUGAGAAAGCAGCAUAGUGCAUCUCCUUCAUAACCAGCUUCUGAAAUAGCUCUUUAGUCACAACAGAAAAUUAAAAUUCACAACCACAAGUGGAAAACAACCUCUACCUGCAGUUGUUACUAAUGGAAUAUCAGCCAAUUCAGCUCAUAGAUUUGGCUGGCUCCAACUCCCAAACUUUUCUGCAGGGAAAAGCUGCAUUUACUUCAGUAGGCCUUGUGCCAGCUAAGGAAUAGCGAGCAAGAAUAUUAAGGCCCGCCCCCUAAGCCAUUGCCCUAGCUUUAUAUAUGAAGUCUGAUCCUAUGCACGACACUUUCCUUUUUUCAAAACACCCUUCCAUACUGUUCCAUACCUUCCAACAUCUUGAGUCGCAAAACCGGGAUGCUCGUCUUCCUGCUCAUGCUCCCACGUGAGCCAUUUAACCCACAUGAGAUCAUGGAGCCCAAAAGGGCUGCUGUACUCGCAUAUGAUAAAAUAGGAUUUCCUCCCUGCCCCCCAGCAUUUUUUGGGGAAGAGUCUAUCAACCCCUGGAGCAGAUUUGGGAAGUGAGGUCUGCUGAGAGAGACAGCGCGAAACUUGAGUCCUUUAUUUCCAAGUGGUGGAGUAGCUUUGGAAACUGGGAAGAAGAAAAUGUGUCUCUUCCCCCCCCCCCCAAUCCCCUUGCUCCCUUCCUGUAACAUCCUUGUGUAGUGCAAGACAGUGAGAUUUUAAAUCUCAUGGUACUUAUUCCCACAAUCCUCACCCUUACUAGAACCUGUAAGAGGAGUUUGUGCAGGCCAGAUCCAUCUUUCCUUUUCCUCUGAAGACUUGACUGAUAGACUCGCACAACCAGCACAACUUCUGGUUUCCUUAGGUCCCUGUUAACUCUUUAUUUUCGGUGGCUCCAUUUUGCUUACCAACUGCAAUCACCCAGGUGAAAGCUCUGGUAACUGAAAACGGAUGCUUCAAAAUCUCCAGAGAGUUCACAGUCUAUGAAACUGAGGCCUGGAAAAAAUAAAGAAGAGAAAUAAUUGCAGUAUUGUAAUCAGCAGUAGUUCUGUACAAAUAAAGUAUGGAUAAUCCCAGUUAUCUCUGUAUUAGAAAAUCCGCUGGUGCGAGACAUCAGUUUAUCAAGUGAACAUCUUUUUUAUUUUUUUAGUUUAGUUCAAUGAAAUAAAAGAAACAUUUAUGUGUACAUAGGACAUUAUUUAUAUAUCUUCAAAUAUAAUUUUAAUUCCACUUUUCUAAUUUCAUAUUGUAUUAGUGAGUGCUGUCACUUCCUGAUUUAAGGCACAUUGCAGUACAGUAAUAAAAAAAAGAAAGUACACUUGGGUUAGCAGCGCAAGUGCUCAAAAAAGCAAGAACAUUUUGUUUGCAAUGGUGACACCAGUAUUGUUUAGCUACACCAGAGUUUACAAAGUUCGCACUAGCCAGUGUCUGCUUUAGCCGAAUCAUUGUUAGAAGUUUUCUUGCAGUAGUGGUCUAAUUCAUAAAACUAGGUCAUCAGCUAGUGAUCAGCUCUGUAUUCUGCUCUAUUUAGCCAUUAAUUCCAACCAAGGCCUGCCAGUUCUUGGUUCUCUAUCUGUAUAUUUUCCUUCCAGAUGUCUUCAAAGGCACAUGAACUUUGUUUCUCAUAGAAAGACCAAAUUAGAAUCCCCAAAAGGUGGCAUUCCUUCUCAGUUUUCCUGUGGUGUAAUGUUCUUGCUAAAGCACACACGUGAUGAAAGUACAAUAUUCUGAUAUUUUCCCUGAAACAAUUUUGACGACACUAGUGACAUUUUUAUAUUGCCGUUUUUAUCAUGUGCAGCUAUGGCUGGGUGAAUAGUCUAUUGCAUCGUGUCACCUGAUUUUGUUUUGUAAGAAAAACAUCCUUAGCCUAUGAGCCACUGGCUUUCCCUGAAUAGACUAUAGAACCACAAACCUGAUGACCUCUAAGGUGAACUGCUCGGGUUAUUGUUGCUUUCUUGCCAAUAGAGACUGAAAAUGUAUAGGCCGAAAGGCUAAACUGAUACCAGUGGCAGCAGUUGCCCACUAGACGUGCCAGGGCAGCUAGCAAGUCAUGGAGGUGUGCUCAGUGGGGUCAAUGGUGUGUGAUCAAGCUGUCUAGAGUAGCCACUUGCAUAUCCUCCCCAAAGAGAAUAUACAUCAACAAAAAUUAAGAUGAAAGACAACAUUGGUUUGCAUAGAAUUGCAUAUUCUAAUUUGUAUGUCUAGAUUAAAGCUUAUAAAUGAAUACUAUAAUGGUUAAACCAACCACUGAAUUUAAGAGAACACAGGCAAAGGGAUAAUUUAUUUACUGAAGAAUGGAUGUACUGGUGCAACAAGGGUCAAGAUAAUAUGCAACCAUAUGUACUGUUGGAAACAAGUUUAAAGAGCAACUAUUGGUCUUUACAUAUAAUACUUUAUUUGCUUAUUUAUUUUUGCCUGCUUGAGAGUUUGUAUGCUCGUUUAUUAGUUUAUGCUGCAUCUUUACUUUUUUGUUUUGUUUUGCAAAGAAAAUUGAUAAAAUGAAAAUGAAAAAUAAGAGUAGAACACAUUUCCCCAUAGUGGGGAAGACUAUGACCAGGUGAUCUGUCUGUGUCCAGCUGCAAAGAGUCAAUGGGCAACUUCAGGGCCUCGGCCUUCCCUUCUUAUGGUUCUAAAGCUUUUGACUGUGCAUGGAACAGACAGCAUUUUAAAGAGAGGACAGUCUUCUGUAAAGCAGAACACCAGGCCAUCCUAAUAGAGUUCCUCUGUGUAAGCUUCUGGCUGCAUCACCGCUGCAGUAAUUAUGUCAGCAUGGCAGUGUAAUAAGGCAGAUAAUCCCUUUAAAGCAAGAAAACAAGUCAAUUUUGGACAUCAUAAGGAAGCAUCUAAAUAGCAACAGCAAGUACCAGCCAACACUGUACACAGGAAAAUUGUGUCUGAUGUAAAGGAUAGUGGCAGUCAAGAACAUUGGCAAAGACAGCUGGGAGGAGCAUAUGGAGAUUGAGUGAGGAGGGGUUGUAUUAAGAUUUUGAGUGAAAAAUCUCUAAAUGGUAAAAUGGAGACCUUGGGAGACAGUGGUAUGGUUUAGAAGUUGCUUCCCUCAUAGGGGUUUGUUCCCUGCCCUCAUCCUAGAUUACAAAUGGAGGGCAGCAAGAAUGAUGAGGCCUUCCCAUUGUUUGCUAAUAAGAGUAAUCUCUUUUUCUUGGCACUUAUAUUGUCACCAUCUAUUGCUUCACAGGCUACUCUCCUAAUAAAUAUCCACAGUGUAUGUGUGCUGGCUUGCACACACAAACACACUUAUAGUUAGAAUCACCUUAUUAAAAUAUCCAUCACCCCAAGCUCUGAAUCCACCAUGUACAUAUUCCCCCGCUGAAAUAGCCCUUUCAUUUAUCCAAAUUGUUAGGAUGUUGAGUUUGAGCUGCAUUCAGUGGACAAUUAAAUUGACUUGGGUUUGACCGUAAGAACCAGCAACACUGGUUUCUAAAAACAGAAACAUUCUCAAAGUGAAAUGGUUUCAGUUUUUAUUUAUGGCUUGUGCUGAAUAGGAUGUUAAGUGGGCUUUCAAAUAUGGUUAAACCAUAUUUCAUGCAUAAGCAGUUUCAGUUCCAAUCUUUUGAUUUCCUUUGUCUCUUGAGAGAGAGAAAGAAGCAUCACUCUCAGAUAAUAGCACAGAACCCGUUGUUCUCCACCGCUUUUUCGUGGCUUGUUAUUUAACAAAGCUAGUGUCAGGCGCAUUUAAGUUGGCAAGCCUUAAUAGCUGUCAACCACAGCAGAUGCAGGUGAGAUGCUGAAAUGAAUAAGCUGCCUAUGGUGAAUUAUUAUGUAGUUACUGUUUCAGUGUCUUUUUGCCACUCACCUGAAACACUUACUGGGGGUGGGGAGGAAACCAUAUAUUCAUACGUUGUUCAGAGAAAAAAAACCCCCACCCUAUUCUAAUAAUUGUUCUGUUUUCUCUUUGCCAUAACUGGAUCAAUGGAUAAAACAGAAGUCAGAAGUUACAGAGCAAGGAUCACUGUAUGAGUAUGCAGUCUUCUAUUCACAAGUUGCUUUGAAUCCGGUGCAUAAUAGUAAAUGUUGAAUCGUGGGUAGACAUAGCAGACGACACAGCGAUUUCUCCAAAGCAGCUCUUUAUUUGUAAGCUGGAACAGAACUGAACAGCAAACAGCUCAGCCGGCCUGCUUUUAUAGGCAGCCGGCUGUCAACAUUGUAGCAACAACAACCCAGGGUUUCCCACCUAAAAUAACUGACGUGGACCUGAGUGAAAACUGCAUACACAAUACUCCUGGUGGCCAGGGUGAGGACUUCAAUACAUAACAGUAAAGACAAUAUGUUUAUGUCAAAUAUCUUUUCGUUUAACAGGAGAAGAGGAUUUCUACCCCCAAAAAGGGAGAGGUUGCUGAGGCUUACAAACCGAAGCAUGUACCUGGUUCAAAAGACACUUAGGCUUCUUCCGCUAAGCCCAUCGGCCCAUCCUUGGUUUUUUUUAUUCUAUGGAAAGAGGAUCUAGUGAUGGAGCUGACAGCACAAUCCUAUACCCACGGACUGUUUACCCUAAUCACCUCUGUCUUAGUCAAAAUUGCCACCAGAAAUUGUUUGUGUGAAACGUAAAGCACAUACUCAUACACCUGUCAGUGCCUCCAGAUAUUCAAAAUAUUCAUAUUUAUUUAUUUAAUAUUUUUAAUAUCAAAUAAUAGAAUUGUAGAGUUGGAAGGUACCCCUGAGCAUAAUCUAGUCCACCCCCCUGCAAUGCAAGAAUCUCUACUAGGUCAUACAUAACAGGUAUGCUAACCUCUGCUUAGAAACCUCCAAGUCAGAUUGGUUGUUUGCCAGACCAUCCUAUGUCAGGGGACCAGAAGUUAGGAGAGGAACCUCCACAUACAACAGUUUAGCACAACUGUAAUAAGGCUAAACAUGGUUCUUUUGCAGUUUUUCUUCUACUAGAUCCUGAAAGAUCUGCAUUGUGCUUCCUUUAUAUUUUAGGACCAAGUUGCCUCAUGCCCUUUUGUCAGAUAUAGUCUCUAAGUGUGUGGAUUUAGCAAUAUGGUCUCUCGGCUGCUUUGCUUUACUCCAGCCUUCCCCAGCCUUGGGUCUCUGGAACCCAAAGCUGGCUGGGGAUGAUGGGGAAGUUAAACAGAAUUCAUAUGGUAGAGUGGUCAACAGGUAACUUUGCAGAGGGGGAAAGGAGUAAAAAAACCGAGGGCUGCUUGAUUUGCCUCUUUUAAAAGAUUUAUAGUUGCUCAUGCAAAAAUAAAGUUGAAAGAGACAGGUAUCCUGUAUCCUUUUGUAUGGACUCACCAAAGCUUUUUGUAUUGUAAAACGUGAUGUCUGAACCCUGAGGGUCAUGGCAGCGUGCCAGUAAAAUUAGCUUCUAUUUCUGUUUCUUUUGUCUGGUGACCUGACCUGAGAAUGCUCUGUUGGCUGCAGUGAAUAUGGUGGGAAAAUAAGUGACAUCUAAACAUAGCUGUAAUUGCUAAAUGUGUAUUUCUUGCUUUGCAUUGUGAUCAUUAAAGUGAGGGGGGAAACAGAACUGAUAGCUACAUCCAAAAACAGAUCUCAGCAUUUUGAUGGAUGGGUAGCGCGGGCAUCCAUCUGUAAAUGCUGGUUGAAGAAGACAACAAGGGGUGGGCAUGCAGUUCAGGACAUCCAUCUGUGUGGGGUCUUAAAUAUGAAACUUUUGACUUUAAACAUUAUUAUAUUACUGGAACCAUUUUAUUAUUUUAGUCAUUGUUGGUGGAGCUGUAUUACCCUAGCGGCGUAUUAUGAUGAAUAGCCUGUUUGUUUUUCCAGAUUUAGCCUUACUUGUCUUCAUCAUUUUGGGCAUAAUCUCAUUAAAAUUUUACAGUGAUUGUUACGUAUUCAAUACAUGUUUCUGUUUACAAAUCCAAGUUAUAAAAUUAUGAUUAUCUUUGUGAUAGAUGGUCUUGCUUGCUUCCUUGUGGCAGAAUCAUGUAUCUAUUGUUUAAAACUUUUAUGCAGCAUUUCCUUUAGUCUUGCUUGCUUCCUUCCUUGCAAAUAAGUUUAUCCAUACACACACCUAAUAACUAGCAUAUGUUGAUCUCCGACCUAAGUGUUUUGGACUUGCAGUGCCCUUUCAGUUUAAAAAAACAGCUCAGUUCUUCCUCAUUGUUGCCAUUGAGUCCAGUGUGUAUUCAAAAUGACUUAACUGCUUGUCCUUUUAUUCAUGUUUGCAUGGAAACAAAAUAUAAUUGUGUUUGUUUCCUAUGAGGAAAUAGAACAAAAUGCAGCACCAAAACGCUGCUAGAUAACUCAGCGGCCAGCCUAGAUCUUCAAACUGCUGCAGACCUGCUCAAAGAGCAGCAGCUGUGCCUGGAUGAAAGUGGGUCUUAAUGAAAAGAUGGCAUUCUUAGCCAUGGAGAACAUUAUGUCUGUACUGCUACUGUUCAUCACAGAACAAAGAUCUGACAUCAAUUUAUAUAGGCUGAGCAACUUCAAUGUUUAAUACUGUGCCUGUCUUGAUUUUUGACCCUCCUUAAACUCUUGCAUUCACAUUAAACCUUUAUGUUUAAGUUUUUUUAAAAACACACUGCUGCUUGUUUUUCAAUAUUUUCUGCUGAUGCUGUUCCUUAGAUAACUAGCUUGUUUGUCCUUCCAUCCUUAAUCAAUUAGUACUUGUCAAGCCAAAUUCUAACAAUUAACUAGUUUAUAGUGAAGCGUCCCAUGAGAUAUAUUGUUUUUGUUUUUUUUUAAAAAAAAUAUGGCAGGUGAACCAUAUUGCUAAUUGGUACUAAUGAAUGUAUAUCAUUUUAUCAUUUCCAAAUUAGAAAAUGACAGAUGGAGAGAUCUCAGUAGGAAAUGUCCCCUUCAGAUCGAUCAGCCAAGCACCAGCAUUUGGGACUGCCUGCCUGACAAAAGCGAAGAAAACGCCAUAUGGCAGAGAGAGGCAGCUAGCACAUGCGCAGUGACCAACUUGAUCAAAGACCUCAGCCUCAGUGACCGCAAUGGCAAUCCCUCAGCACCUCCCAGCAAACGCCAGUGUAGGUCGCUCUCUUUUUCUGAUGAGAUGUCUAGCUGUAGGGCUUCAUGGAGGCCUAUAGGAUCAAAGGUCUGGACUCCUGUAGAAAAGAGACGGUGUUACAGUGGCGGAAGUGUCCAGCGCUAUUCCAAUGGAUUCACCACCAUGCAGAGAAGUUCAAGCUUUAGCCUUCCUUCCAGGUCAAACACUCUUUCCUCAUCCUACGACCAGUCUGCAUUUAGCAACAGAUUAGGAUGUCAGCCAUGCCAAGGAAUGAGAAGGUCAGCCACUUAUGGGCAGGCGAGUGAUAUCUGGGGCAGCGACCACGGUUCUGUAGAAGGUGGCAGGAUUGACAUCCAGCGGUCUCUCUCCUGCUCCCAUGAUCAGAUUUCUUUUUCGGAAUAUUGCCUGCCCUCAGCCAGCAGCACACCUGCCUCAACCCCAGAGCUGACAAGGCGCUCCAAUGGGCUUUCCCGAAGCCGGUCCCAGCCAUGUGUCCUUAACGACAAGAAAGUUGGAAUUAAACGACGGCGGCCUGAAGAAGUAAAGGAACAAAGACCUUCACUGGAUCUUGCCAAGAUGACCCAGGUAAGAGUUAAUUAUAUUGUAUGGUUAGGCCAAACAUUUACAAAACACAUAAAGUAUGUAUUUACAUUAUAGACAGUGUGCAACACACUGAUGUGGUAAUACUGUGUAAUUAACAAAAGCGGAAAGCUGGUUGAAUUCCACCCCCCUCCCAAAAAACCUGGUUCAAUUGUGUGUUUUGUUUUGCUUGCUUGGAGUAGAGGUAAUUGUUUCCUUUUAUUAGUAGGAGACUGAUUGUUUUUCUAAUGGAUUUGAUAUUUAGCAUCAUAACCACUAGCCUUCCAGGCCCUAAUAUGAAAGGUUUUUCUUCUGAAAAUUUAUUUAUAUUCAUAAUCUGUAACUCACUGGUCUUCAACUGGUGGAUCAUGGCCUGAGCCAAGGGGGGCGGGUUGGGUCACAACAGGAUCAUGACCACCAUGCACUUAUAUGGCAAAGGAUUAAGAAAUAGAUCCCCAAAUACAAGUUUGGGUUAAAAGUGAGCUCUGGGUCUGAAAAAGUUGACGGCUGUUGCAUAACUUAGUCGCUUUAGAUAGCUUAGCCUUAUUUGAAUGAAAUGGUGUUUCCUAUAGAUAGGCAGCAUAAGUUUCAGCAAGCAAUGGUUUGGUUUUUAAUGAAAACAAACUUAUUAUCAGAAAUUGCAGAAGAGGUGCUUUCAAGCACAUGCUGUGGGAAGCCAAGGAAAACCUCAAGGGUACUUAGUGUUUGUUUUAUUUCUGGAUGAAUUCUCAAAACUGGGGACUUUGCUCUCUAUGAGUAUUGACUUCAAGCAGUCUUGUCUUCUGUAAUUUUCCACUUCUUUAUUACGUUUCAUUUUCAGUUGCGAAACAGAGGUCAAAAAUUUCCCCUUUAGUCAGGAAUCCAAAGUGUGAGCAGACAAGAGAUCUGAAGUGCACAUCAGGGAGGAUGUUGCUUCCAUAAAUUCUUAACUUUCGGAAUCCAUUUGUGAGAUAAGUGGCCUUUAAAAUUGUGUGGUACAUAACUAAGCUACAAGAACCCUUCGAAGCACAGGACUCCAAACCAGCUUCAUCUUAUUACUUAAUAAUCAAGGGUUUUCUUUUAAUGAUUCAGCAUUCCUUUUGUCUGUAAUUUAUAGGCAUACACUUGUUGAUAAAAUAAAGAUACCCUUGUGUAGAACAGAGAUAAACUAGGGUUUAUAGAUCUGAUACCUUCCCCCACCCUCCAGCAGCAGUGCAUUAACUCUGCUUUAUUGGCAUAAUUCCUCUUUUACUUUAUUGAUUUCUGCAAGCCAAAAAAAAGCUCCCCCCAUCGUUCACUUUUCACUAUCUGUACUACUCUCAACAUUGUUGUAUGCACUUAAAACAGCUGUUGCACUGCCAUGAAAAUAUGAUCCUUUCCCAUUGUUUGUAUUGCUUUGGAUUACAGUGACACUUCCUUAAAAAAUGGUGCCAGAUCAUCCAUUUUAAUUGUAUGCUGCCUUUCCAUAGUCAAUAUGGCUCAAGAUGAAAUGUGCUGCAUGUGCUAUUUUUGUUAGCUAUUUUUGUUAACAGUGACUCUCCCAGGCAGGUACAGCUGAUUAGAAAGCUGCAGUUGUCCUCUAUUUCCCCUUAUCCAACACAAUGACUUUUGACAGUGGAAACUCAUUUAUUUUCGUUUUAUAAGACCGUGAUGCUUUGCAAUACUUUUAUGACUCUAUGGGUGAUUGAAUAAGUUCGUUUUCUUUUGUGUUUAUGGGAAUGCUUUUUCCUUCUCUAGAGAAGUUUGAAAGAUAAAAAGGGUAAGAAAAUAACAUGCCUGGGUGAUUUCAGGGGGGAAACGUACUACAUUAUACUGCUUGCAAGUCCCCCUUUGAAAAUGUGUGUCAGUGAAAUUUAAUAUGCUAAGCUGCUUUAUUAGCUAAUAAACUGGAUAGGUAGUAAAAACAACCUUAUUAUUUUUUACGAGUCCCAAGUUGAAAUCACACAGCUAGCAUCACUGAAGGCCUUUUCAUUUUCUUGUACUUGUGGAAACAGUUUAAAUUAUAUAGUCAUUCAUGUUUGUACCCAGGUAUAUAUAGGUUGUUUCAUUUGCUCCAGGCUGGUAUCCAAGGAAGUGGUAGAGGCUGGAAGCAGGAGGUGUAAAAGGGACCUCUGAAUGAAACAAACCUAUGUGGUUGGCUUAGUUUUUCAUCUGCAGGGCUCCAGGUACAUCAGGCAUACAUUAAAGCAGUACAUUGGAGGCUUAUAAUUGCUGUAGCAUUGUAAGCAGCUCUGGAAUAGAGUUAAGUGUCCAUGAUUCUGCAACCAUGUGUCCUCUUAAAAUUGUGAUAGGAAAAUUUGUGGCAGAAAGUUAUGUGUUUACCAGGAAAAGUGAUGGCAAGAGAGCAGUAAAAUGGAACUAGUGUCACCUUUACCACCAUGUAGAUUACCAUGGUUAUGAGUUGGAUCCUGACAAAGGGUACUUUUGGAUGGGUGUUUAUUGUGGGGUCAAUGCUGCUCAUGGACUGCUCAGUACCACACAAAACCCAAAGGGUAAAUUUAGUAUGGAUUUGCCCUUUCAACAUAAAAUCCAUUUUUAAAAAAAGUUUCAUGCCAGUGACCUGUUUAUGAUAGCUGAUUGACCCAUCUGCAGUAUUCACUCCCAGUAUGGAAGCACCUAAAGUUAGUUGAACUUGGGCCUCAGUAGAAUAUGACUCAAGUUCCCUCGCUGAGUGGAGGCUGGUCCAUUCAUGAGGCACUGUCCCAUCAACCUUCAUUAAAUUUUACUGUUUUGCUUUGCCAACCUUCAUAUGCACACUAUAAUUCAGCAGCUGUGCGCCAGUUCACACAUCAUACUUUUAAUGAGGGCCAAGAUGCUGGAAUCUUGGAACCCAAGUUUGGGGCAAGUGGCAGAACCUCAGCAGAGAUUAACAUCACAAAACAUGCUGCAAACAAAAGUGUGGAAAAACCUUUAAAAUGUGCCCUUCCAGUGAGUCCCCAAAAUGUUCACUUUUGAAAGCUCUUUCCAAGCUAUCCCACUUCCCUGGCAUAGAGAUAGACCACAUGUUUGGUAAGGCAUAAAAUGGUUUACUUACAAAACUCUUCAAAGUUCAGAUUCAUGUGCUUUUCCAUACAGCAGUCAGAAAAGAUGCACAGGAAGUCAAAACGUUGCUUAGUUACAAAAGGUAAAAGUUUUGGAGUAGAAAAAACGUUAGUUUCAGACUCAAUUCUUAGCUGAAACAAACAAGUCUGGUUAAAGCCAUGUGGCUGGAGUGACCAGCUCAGAGCUCCUUGAACAUACUGAAGAACAUACUUGGAGAAAGAGAGAGAGAUAGAUUAUAAAGGCUUUCUGAUCUAUUUCUUCUCAAGGUGGGAAGUGAUAACAUAGGCUAAGCCUGGCAGGACUGCUUACUCUAUGGUUUAACAUUUUCAUGCACCAGUUAGAUACAAACAUAUGAGGCUGGGACCCUACACAAAGUAGGUAAGAUGUAGGAGGGGUAUAUGAGCAGCCUCUUGAUACGUUCUGUGUUUACUGAAAUCCUGUCUGUAGGGGACUGUGAACUUGAAUGGAGCAGUGUGUUUGUUUGUGUGUGUUCCUUUUCCUAGAGGCCAAUUGUUCUUAUCAAAAUUGUAAGAGAAAAUAUUUGAAGGGCCUCCUAUCUUCUGCCAUGCAGGCAGAAAGCAGCUUGGAAGGGAAGAGAUUUUGAUUUGAAAAACAACCUGUAGGGAAAGAGUUAAGUAUUCCCCGCACCAUUCCAAUCAAACCCACAGGCUCCUACAGCUGCAUUGAAGCAAAAAACAAAAAUGUCAGUAGACAUCCCAUGCAUCUCCCACCUCUUUGGGCCUGAGUAACCCCAUGUAAGCUAACUUCCUCUGCCUGGGAUGUUGAAGAAAAGAGAAACACACUCCUGUUUGGAAGAUAAUUUGUGCAAUUACUUUUAAGUUGCAGUCUUUGUUGUAAUUAUAGUAUUGUGCUUUAAGCUAAAAGCCCUUGCUUUCUGCAUCUAGAUAUUCCCCAAAUUACUUCUUCCCCUAUUAAUUUUAGUGCUUUGCUGAUCUGAAUCCAAAAUACUUAGCUAUUCCCACAUUUUUCCUGGCAAUUGUCAGGCAGGAAGAACAGAGCUCAGCCCCAUGCUAACAAUUGGGUACAUAUAACAGCCAUAUUAUAAGUACUGUUUUCACACUCUAAACAUACUUGGCGUUUGAAUGUGCCCCCAAGCAGUGAUGGUGCACUAUAUCUGACAGUGACGAAGAACAGCACAAUAUGUUCCUCUGUACAGCAAGGUUCCUGCUGUGCAAGACAAUACAAAAUCUUUUCUACUGCAUCUUUGUAAGUGAACAGCCCCUCUUGUGUGGGUCCUUGUGAGAUCUAACCAUCUGCAUGGAGGAACUAAAUAAAUUAGUCCCAAAUGGUGGAUCAGAGUCCUAAGAAGCCCAACAUGAUUGAAUACUACAAGGAGGCUUUCAGGCAAAACAGAUUUCUGAGUCAUUGUAAUUAUGAUCAGGCUUUUUCAUUAGAUGAAGCUGCUUUUAAUGAAAUGCGAAGAAUCAGUCACCUUCUUCUAAUUUGUACUAAAAGCUAUUUUGAUCAUGGUUUUUCCAUGCACUGCCUUCCCUUAAAUCCACCUUAGGCAGGACCAGGGGACAUUUUUCAUCCAAGGAUGGGCAAAAACCAAUUAGGAUUUAAAAGACAAAACAAAAAAAAAAAACCCUCAACCAAACAACAACAAACCCAAAAACUGUGUUAUGGUUGAGAUGUGAAUAGUUUGGAGAGAAGGGACUAGGAAACAGUUUUCCUUUUCACAUACAGUGGUACCUCGGGUUACAUACGCUUCAGGUUACAGGCUCCGCUAACCCAGAAAUAGUACCUCAGGUUAAGAACUUUGCUUCAGGAUGAGAACAGAAAUUGUGCUCCAGUGGUGCGGCGGCAGCGGGAGGCCUCAUUAGCUAAAGUGGUGCUUCAGGUUAAGAACAGUUUCAGGUUAAGAAUGGACCUCCGGAACGAAUUAAGUAUUUAACCCGAGGUACAACUGUACACGCUAAAGGUAAAUGACUUCUGAUUAAUGUGUCUCACAGCAACAUUAUUCUUUCCGUACUGUACAGUCAUCGCCACAGAAAGUAGCAAUUGCUGUAAGCUCAGCUCAAAUUGGAGAGCCAAUGUGGUUUCCUGACAAAUCAGGAAGUCCCCAGUUAAAAUCUCACUUGACAGCCUUUUGGACAAGCCACAGUGUCUCAUCCAAGGCAACCACCCCCCAUCUGCAACAUAGAGAUGAUAAUAACGCUUACCAUACAGGGGUGGUGCAAGGAGAACAAAAAAAAAAAAAAAGGUAAUGUGUGUGAUUUUCUUUGAAAUUCAGUGCUAUGCAAUUGCUAAGCUUUAUUAAAUGUAGGGAAUCAUAAUUGUCGGGUUAGUGCAUCCUCAUGGUUGACUUAAGCACUCAACUUUGGGAAGCUUCUCAAAAGAGUUAGCCCUCCUGUACUAUUAUAUGCUUCAGGCACCUUGGUCUCUCCAAUAAUGAAGGCUGUUUGGACUACCGUUUUGAGCCUAUAAGGUCUGUUCUUAUGUUUAGUUCAAUGUGACUGUAUUUGUAGCAUGCAUCCCAAACAUGAUCCAUCCUGCCCUUUAAUAGAGCAGUUCAUCCCAUAGCAUAGUAAUUUUUAUUUUUCAUGUUGUGCCCCGACAGUAACAAGCAUGGCUGCUGCUGUGCAGAGCUGCAUUAUCACACAAGGACUUUAGAAACAAGUUUACAUAAUGAAAGAUCACACACCAUUGAACUGGGAUUUUUACAAGCAUUCUGGUAGCAGCACAAUGAAGCCUUUUACAAUUACUGGUGAAAAGUAGAAUUUUGCCUAAGGCCGCGGACUAAUUUAGGAGACUGGAGCUCUUGUUCUCAAGUCUUCCUUAGAUUUUUCUCAAUGGCCAGAGGCAAAUUGCUCAGCGCCCCCCCCUCAAAGGAUUGCUGUGAGCCUGAGCCUAUUGUUGUUUGUAAGGAUCAGCAAGGUUACUAGAAAGUGCACUCUGUAUAAAAUAAAGCAAACAAAUUAUUACAGGAAAUUCUUGAUGGUUUUUUUUUUUUUUUAAAGGAUCCCAGCAUUUAAAGCGGGAGACACACAAGGAGUGACCAUACUGUAUGAUAAUGUGCAUUCAGUGUUGGAUGCAGGUGCCUUUUGGGGGAUGCUGUGUGCAUGACGUCGUCUCUGUACCACAGUCUAAAGUAGAAUGGAUGUAAUCUGUGCCGAAAAUGCACUUCUCAAGUGCUUCUUGUGUACUUGUGUUUACAGAGUGCUUUCUCAGGUCACCUCCUUUUGGGGCAGACCUACUCAUGUUGCAGGGCUGUGCCUCUCCCUUCACUAUGUUUAACUUGUCUAUGAAUGAAUUUGGUAAAAUAGGAAGCAGUAAAGUAAUUUAGCUGUCUGUCUGUCCGUCUCUUUCUCUCUCUAUAUAUCCUCUGUAUAUCAAUACAACAGUUUCCACUCUCUUUGAAAAGAUUGUGAAAAACCUUUCCCCCGCUUUUUUAAAAAAGAAAGGUCUGUUGAAACUCUAAUUGAGGGGAGAGGAAUAGAGAACACACACUAGUUCUCACACUAGUUUGAAAACAUGACCACCUGUGUGUACAGAAGACACUGAUGAUAUUUAUUUCACAAGAUUUAUAUACCACUUUAUUGUAAAAGAACCUCAAAGUUGUUUAGAAAAAGAAUAAAACAAUAAAGUUAUUAGUCAAAAGUUUAAAAACAACUAUUAAAAACAUUAAAAAUAAUAUUUUAAAAACUGUUGUUGGCCUCCGUCUGUCUUGAGAGACAGUGGAAUGUACUUCUAGGAACGAAGUCAAACCACUAGAGAAUCACAGCGCCUGCUGUGGUUGCAGAGGCUGGUGACUUGUAAUUGUGCCUCCCAUGUUGUUCGUGCUGCAUUAGCAGCACCAAAGCGAAAUCUCUGGGGCACAAGCUGGUCCUGCAGUAGUGUCCACAUGGAUACUGAAACGGAGUGAACCUCUAAAUGCAGUUACACAUGUGCAAGAUUUCCCUGCAUAUUGAGUAACUUGGCUAACCCUACUGAAAUAGGUUUGGGUUCUAGCCAUCGAUGAUGAGGGAGCUGAGAUUUUUCUUUAUUUCUUGUUUGUCGCUUAACACUGAUAUGUUUUGAAGUGAGUAGGAAGAUCAGAAGGUGUAAUAGUUACUGAGCAGAGGUAUCUUUCUGUCCUCUUCUGUGCCUUUUAAUCUGCCAUGCUGCUGGCUGCCAGCGCUGUUAUCUCUACCCUGAUCUGUUUUUUCAUAAUGUCUUGGCCAUUGCAAGCUCUGCAGGUUUGAUCUCAUGUUAACACAAUAAUGGAUUUAUCUUUGAAAAUGCCAACAAGGUAAUUCUGCUGAUACUAUCUGCAGUUUUGAGCAGUUUAAUUGCAGAUAAUUUUUAAUGGCUGACUCAUAAGAGAGAAAAUGAAGUUUGGUGGUAGAGGCAGAUGAAAAGCUGUUCUCCGACAUAAAAUUCCCACCAUCAGCACCAGCAUCUAUCUUACUUCCUUGUUCCCCCCCUAAAAUUAAUCACUUCCAUUAAUUUUUCUGAAUUGUAGACACACAAUGAUUUCUCACACAUCUUUACUCAGAAGUAAGUGUGCUUAGGUUUGCAGCCUUCAUGCUGAGAUGACUAACAGGCACAUACCCACAAGUGAUAUAUAGGAUUCAUCCUCCAACUGAAUUUACGGCCUGGGAUUCUCGAAACACAGGACUGAGUCCUAGCUUUGACAGCAAGUUAUUUCGGGAAUGUUUUCAAGACGCCACCUUUACCCCCAUGAUAAAUUGGUAAAAAAAGCACAUUGUUCCAAUGAUGUAGUCCUUGUAUUCAGAUUACCUAGUCUAGGUCAGUGUUGUACUACAAAUUCAAAAUGGGUUUGACUUCCUCCUUUCCCUUCCUUAGAAGUCUUGAAAGAUACAUGAGGGUGUUGUAAAACCUUUCCAGCAUCUUUAAAUAAAAGCCCACAAGUCCAAGGGUUUCAUGAAUGCACUGAUACUAGUAGCAUGCUACAGCCCUUUCCCUGUUGUUCUGUAAAUCCAUGCGUACAUAGCACAUGAAUACCUAGGAUGGAAAUAUUUUGCUGAUUGUGAGAAGACUUCAAAAGUUAGGGCAAAAGAGUCAUAAUUACGGUAAAAUAGCAUUGGAACUCUUUCUCAUGUGUUGCUCUUGCAACGUGUGUUGCUGCUGCAGUCACUACUUAACUAACUCCAUGUUGCAUCAUUAAUGCCUUAAUGUCUAAUCGAGUAAAUCCUUUCCAAUUCAGCAUUACCAGGCUAGAUAGAGUGCUGAUGGGAAAUGCCUAUGAUGUAAUCUGAGCUACCCAUGUGAUCAGAAUAUUUAUACUUUACCACCACAAAUCUGCUUCCCUGGGGCUGGCAAUGACUCCUAUAUUAAAUGGGUAAUCAUGUCACAAAAUGGACCUAUAAAACCAGGUCUAAUUUGAAGUUUUCAGUGUACUUGGUAGAAACCUGAACCAGGACUUCAGAAGAACAAAAUUUUUAAAAGAAAGACAGAUUUAGCAAGAAUAAAUGUAUUGAUCUUUAAAUCGCCUUUGUUGUUUUUAUUAAUUAACACGACUAAUUAACCACCCCUUUGAUUGUGAUUCAUAGCAAGUUUUAGAGUGACUCUUCAACGGAAUAUAGUGAGCUUCUGUUGGAACUGGUUUAUGUGUUACUUUUCCAAAAUCAAAUCUGGGAUCUGCUCCCAGCUAGGAAUUUGGGGCUACAUCUAUAAUGUGCCUCCCCAGUGGCAGGUCUUGGCAGAGGUUUGUGUGGGGUAUGUGUGCAGUUUCAAGGAAGGUAUACUAAUUGUGCAGGACCUUUGAGUCAUAGUUAUUGUUUUGGCUGUUCUGUCUGCUGAUUUUGCUAGACCCUUUCAUUUCAUUUUUUCAAUUUUUUUACAUUAGCAGCAAUCAGCAUAGAACCUGACACAACUCUCAUGUGGUUUGUGGUAUCACACACAGUGGCGGAGCUUCAUGCUCUGGCACUGGAGGGGGGGGAUAGCAGGCGGGGGUGGGGCUGGUGCGUGUCCUGGGAGCGUGGCACGCCGCCUGUGGGGGUGUGGUGCCCAGCACGGGUGAAGGGGGCAGCCGCGAUGGCACCCCACCGGGAUCACACUGCCAGGGGUGGUGUGCUCCCCCCGCACUCCUCUUCCUCCGCCAGUGGUCACACAUGCUGAAUUAGCACACCUAAGACCAGUAGAACAAGGAGGGGAACAUAGUAUAUGUUAAACAUGUAUGCUUAUAUGUUGUGUGGCACAAAACAGCUUCUGGAGAAGUUUUAAAGAUAUUUGUUUAUUUAAAGACAUUUGUUAUACCAUUUAUUUUACAACUAUCCAAAGCAGUUUACAACUUUAAAAAAACCCACUACAACCAAUAAAAGAAUUAAAGCUAUACAGCAUUUAUUUUUUAAAAAACUAAAGUAAUGGAUGGUGCUCGACUAAUUGUUACUCAGAGUAGACCCAUUGAAAUUAAUUAACAUGGCUAGGUUAGGUACAUUCAUUUCAAUAGGUCUACUUUGAGUAAAAUGUAAUUGAAUACCACCCAGUAUCCAAAGUCCUUAUAUCAUGUGCCAGACCAAUAUUGGGGAAGAGCUGAGUGCAGAAAUAAGUCUUCAGCGUAGGCUGAAAACCGAAUAUGGCUGGUGCAUGCCUAAUUUCUGAGGGGAGGCUGCUCCACAAGGCAGAUGCCACCACUGUGGAAGCUCUCUUCCAUUCACCAGUCUAGCUCUAUUGUGCAUACAUAUAUCAACCGUUCUUCCUCCUCUCUUCAGAAGACUGAUAUGGCUUGUGGAUGCAUAGUAGAGUUUCAUGCAUAUGUGUUCGAGAUUUGCUUGGGCGUUAAAACCUGGGGCCUGUACAUUUCACUCCAGAAACAACAAGGUAGACGCCAACUCUCCUGAAAGCCUCUGUUGAGAAAAGGCCUUCGUACCCCAAGGCUCGUCCCUGUGUAGAUAACUAAUUCAGACAUAUCCAUUUUGACAUGGAUGUGUGCAAGGGCUCCCUUUGAAAAGCUGUCCCGUGAGCGCCAAACAUUAUAUAACGGGCCUUUAAUGCCAUCACUGCUUUUGAAAGGAAUUUUGUCAGGAGCUGCUUGAGGGUGAAUGGUGCAAGUAUCUGCAGCGCCUGUAGGGACGUCCUCCCCUGCUUGCCCCCUACAGAGAGAGAAAAAGGGAGGCUGCCAUGCCCUUUGAAAACUGAAAAGCUUUCGGUUUAAAAAUAUGUGUGUGAGAAACCCUGUACCCAGGCAAGUUUAGGUAUUCAGAGCCUCCAGCAUAUAUAACACUUCACUUUGGCAUUUGAGGAACUGUAUGUGGGGUUUUUGUGUUUGUUUCUUUUUGUUUGGGCAGCAGCAGUGGUACAGCUGCUCAUGGAGCUUCCUCCCCCUCCUUCUUCCCCCUGUUUUUUAGCACCAUUUUAAUCCCUGACAUCAAUCAAGCCACAACACUUAAAGGGGGCACAAAAGCUCAAUUUGUUCUAGUAUUGCCCUUGACAUGCUUUUCUCUCAUUGGGGAGGCGGGAGGACAGAAUUGUAAUGUAAUAUAAUAGAAUUGCAUUAACUUCUUCUAGCGAUAGAGGGAAGGAGGAAGGUGAACAGUGGUGCUGAGCUUUUGAAGAGAGCUGCUCAGUAUGUAAAAGCAACUUAAUUUGGCGGUCUCCACCAUGUUAGCUGCUCGCUCAGAUGAAUCAUUAAAAAUUUCGGGCCCUGCAUCAGAUCUCUAUAAUAUGCUCUGGGUGCCCAGACUCCAUUGUCACUGCUGGCCCUAGGGAUGUCCAAAGCUCUCUUAACAAACAGGUUAAUAUCAGAUAAAGGGUAGGGAGUAAUCAGGUUGUUACGCUGAGUUGUCAGAUCGGAGAGCAAGGCAAUGCUCUCCAUGUAUCAGGCAAUGCAGAGGUAGGUACUAAGGGUUAGGCUAUAAGACAAAAGCAUGAAAGGAGAGAAGCAAUACAGUGGUACCUCAGGUUACAUACGCUUCAGGUUACAUACACUUCAGGUUACAGACCCCGCUAACCCAGAAAUAUUACCUCGGGUUAAGAACUUUGCUUCAGGAUGAGAACAGAGAUCGUGCUCCAGCGGCGCGGCAGCAGCGGGAGGCUCCAUUAGCUAAAGUGGUGCUUCAGGUUAAGAACAGUUUCAGGUUAAGAACGGACCUCCGGAACAAAUUAAGUUAUUAACCUGAGGUACCACUGUGCAUUUCAAGCAUAAAGCAACAAAUGCAGUAUGUGUGUGUGUACAGCUUGUGUUUCCCUGUAGAAUUUAUUUAUAACUGUGUCAAGCCAACUCAACUGACUCCGGAAUCCAGUUUGGCUUGGGCCUUGACUGAAUCCAGUGCACAGACCUAAUGACUAGUACCAUGCAAUCAGUGCUGGAGUCGGAUUAUGAGGGACCUCUAAAUUAAAAGAAAGAAAGAAAGAAAGAAAGAAAGAAAGAAAGAAAGAAAGAAAGAAAGAAAAUAAUGGAAGUAAAUUGCAUAUCAUGUGCAGAGCACAUACAGUGCGGGUUGCAGUCUAUCUUCUGUUUAGUAAGUGCUAAACUGUGUAUGUAAUACCUCUUUUGUUGCUGUACUGGGAGCCAGUGUGAUGUAGUGGUUUAGAGCGAUAGACUCAUAAUCUGGUGAACCGGGUUCGCAUCUCCGCUCCUCCACAUGCAGCUGCAGGGUGACCUUGGGCCAGUCAUACUUCUUUGAAGUCUCUCAGCCUCACUCACCUCACAGAGUGUUUGUUGUGGGGGAGGAAGGGAAAGGAGAAUGUUAGCCGUUUUGAGACUCCUUAGGAUAGUGAUAAAGCGGGAUAUCAAAUCCAAACUCCUCCUCCUCCUCCUCCUCUUCUUCUACAUACAUGCAUGCAUACAUACAUACAUAUUUUUUCAUAUAUUCUAAGUAAGAUGUCAUAAGGUAUUUAAAGGUAUUUUAUAUGCAGAUAGGCUUAUUGCAAGAUUUAUGUUUGUGCUCAAUUGUUAAUUUUUAAAUGCAUCCUCCCCUGGUAUAUAUACAAAUAUAAAUGCUUGUUAUUUCUAUUUUCAUUGGUUUGGCCUCUUAAACGUGGCUUAGUUUAGGCCCUUAGCAUAUCUCAAUUUGGCCCUGCAUACAGUUUAAUGCUGGGCACAAGAGCCUCAUCAAUGGCACCACUGUUGAUAAUGUAAUUAGGGUGGUGGUUCAGAGACAUGGAACCUAGUUCUUUCAACCUCCACAAUCUCAAAUGUAGGACAAUUAUUAUUAUUAUCAAUAUGGAACAUAGUUGAAUAAAAGGCUCCACAAUCAAGAGUACGUCCUGAACAAAGAGGAUUCGAAAGAUCCAACAAAGUAUGGGAACCAAAGGUAGCAAGGACUGAACAUUCCUUGUGACAGGAACAUAAGAAAAGAUUGCCCUGUUUUCUACCCCGUUUUAAUGCACAAUAUUUCAAAUGCUUAACUAUAAUAGGAAUGAAUCUUGACCCCCUGUCUCUUUCAUCCCAUUCCCCUUAUGAGAAAUGACUCCGCUUCUUCCACGAGGGAAGAAAAUUGUGUGUGUGGGUGCUGUGAUUUUGAGUUGAAAAUAAGUAUCAAAGCUAAGAGCAAACAUUUGAAAGAAAUGUGAACUUAAUUUGACCGGAUUCAAAGUGGGUGUUAAUUGCUCCACUUUGACCAAAAGUUAAACAAUGCUGCCUUUUGAAGAGCGACACAGCAGCCCUAAGGCAAUGUGAUUUAAAAAACCAAAAAGUCCUAGGGAAGCAUAGUUCCAUUACAGCGUGAGCAUAUUUAAACUCGUUGCAAGAAACAUGAUAAUUCAGUGGUUCCCACAUCUUCAGCAUGCAGGCAACUCUCCACAAGCCACGGGAGCCCAGUGCUGGGCUCCCGCGCCUUGCGGAGAGCUGCGCGAAGGCUGGGUGCACUGAGCUCGGCGCGCCCAGGCUUCAGCAUGCAGGCAACUCUCCGCAGGCCACGGGAGCCCAGCGCCGGGCUCCCGCGCCUUGCGGAGAGCUGUGCGAAGCCUGGAGAGUGAGAGGGGUCGGUGCGCACCAACCCCUCUCACUCUCCAGGCUUCAGCGAAAGCCUGCAUUCGCCCCAUAGGAUGCACACACAUUUCCCCUUCAUUUUUGGAGGGGAAAAGUGCGUCCUAUAGGGCAAAAAAUACGGUAAUUAUUUUUCUGCCUGUUGUAGCAAUUGUAAUACUGUAUGAUUUUCAUUGUCUUUUUACGGACACCCUGUAGAACACCUGAAUGAAGCUUGUGGACCAUCAGUGGACCACAGUUUGGGAACCCUGUGACAAAUGAUAGAAUUUUCUUUAUUAGAAGUUUUGUUACUUACGGAACAAAGGGAAAGGUAGUAAUGUAAGAAUGUCUAAUGUUGGUAUAACAAAUUGCCAGUAAGGAAUACAAACUUUAUAAUAUCACAUGGCAGUGCAUUUACUGGACUGGCAUAUAAAUUUAUGCCUGCUGAUUCAUCAGUCUGCCAGUCUCAGUCAUGUAUAGAAUGAUCAGUUAUCAAUUAUGACUGCAUUCAUAUAUAACAUUUAAGCCCACGUGUGUGCUUUCUCUAAACUGGGGGGGACGGGGACUUUUGGCCCUCCAUAUUCGUUGCUCUCUAAUUCCCAUCACUCGCCAGCCAGCAAAAGCCAGUAGUCAGGGAUGAGUUGGAGUCCAGCAACAUCUGGAUGUUUAAACUGCAAUGUGCAUAAGCUGCAUCCUGGCACAUGUAGCUCAGAUACUCCUGUUAUGCUUCUCCUUUUGUCCAUCUGGUAGCAACAAGCAGUAUAUCUGCUCAAGACUGGAUCCAGAAAUCCCAUUCACAGUGAACAGAAUGGCCUUAACUCUGUUCAGGACUGCCUAGCACCACCUAUAGAUAUAUACCAUUAUUCCCUGAUCCAGAGCAUUAAAGAUUCAAGCCUCUCCAUUCACUUUAAUAAUGGAGACAGGUAGGGGGGUGUGUGUGUGUGUGAUUUGUUAUUGUAUCGCAUAGAGGCAUCUCCUUCAUUAGGGCGAUGAAAUCUUGAAGAAGGAAGAGGAAAGUUCAGUAUACAUCUCAGAGACUUGGAGUCUCUUGCUUAAGGCAUCACUUAAAUUGUGUAUACUUUGGUGUGAAAUAUUCCAGUGUUCUGAAUUGUUGUUCAGCAGUAUUGUUGAGUUACAAAAUCAGCUCUGAUUGAACCAGAAAGCUUGUAUAUAUGUAUUUAAAAGAUUCAUAUAGUCUUCAGCAAAGACUAUGGGAAAAUAUACAAAAAGAAAAGAAAGUUAAAACAUAAUUCUAAACAAGUUUUUUUAAGCCUGGGAAAAUAAAAAAUGUAUUUGUGUGGUUCUGGGAAAAGUCCAGCAAUAUUUGAGCCAGAAAUUACAUCCCUAAGGAUGUAAUUCCAUGGUGCCACCACUGAGAAGGCACUCUGUCUGGUCACCACCCACCUUACCUCAAAUAUUAAACAUCCUGCUAAACAACAAAUCACAUUUGUUGGUUGAUUUUUAACCAACCCCACCCUUCCAAGAAAGAACAGAGGAUGGCACUUAAAAUGGCUAUACAGUUUUUUAUCUGCAAAGCAUCCUAUUGCCGAUAUGGUGUCUGGCCCAAGGUCACUACAGCAGAGAGGCAAUUUGAGCUUUAGUCCAAAAGGGAUCUUCUAGGCUUGCCAUUAAAAACAAACAAACAAACAAACAAACAAACAAACAAACAAACAAAAACUAUGUAAAACUAAUGCCUGAUAUUAUCUACCUUCCAAAAUCCUAGUUCCAUAAAAAAAAUAUCAUUAGCAGGCAGUGCCCAAAGGUGGAAAUAAAGUACAGUGGUACCUCUGGUUACAUACUUAAUUCGUUCCGGAGGUCCAUUCUUAACCUGAAACUGUUCUUAACCAGAAGCACCACUUUAGCUAAUGGGGCCUCCCGCCACCACCACACGAUUUCUGUUCUCAUCCUGAAGCACAGUUCUUAACCCAAAGUACUAUUUCUGGGUUAGGGGAGUCUGUAACCUGAAGCGUAUGUAACCCAAGGUACUACUGUAUCUUUUUGUUGUUGCCUCUGUACGCUGCCAUACCUGUUCACAGUUCUGUUUCACACAUCCAGAAUUUUGUUUCUUUUUAAUAAUAAAUUUUAUUCGUUUUCCAAACAUUUUUAUACAAUUAACUCAUAUUUUAUCACUCAUUCAUCAAUUUUUGACUUCCUCCAGUUUCUCUGCCAAUCUUUCGUUACAAUUUCUAUUGUUAACGCAAUUCUAAAAUUAUUAUUGCCUUUAGACACUCCUCUUCCCUCUUACUUUCUUUUUUACAAUAUUUCUUAAUUUUUCACAGAGUCUCUUCAAAACCAACAAGCGUUAUCUGUACAUCACUUAUAUUUUUCAGAUAUUCUGUAAAUCUCCCCCAGUCCUCGAUAAACUUUUGGUCUUUCUGGUAUCGAAUCUUCCCAGUUAGUUUAUCCAAUUCUGCGUAUUCAGUCAAUUUCAUUCUCCAUUCUUCCACUGUGGGAGUUUCUUCCUGCUUCCAUCUUUGCGCCAGAAGUAUUCUUGCUGCUGUUACUGCGUAUUCACACAUCCAGAAUUUUGAUUACUUCAUUAGUGGUUCAAGUUGGUAACCCAAACUUACAUACAUUCCAUGACAUUGUGGUUGCUUGGGGAAUGGAAAGAAACUUUCACAAGUAGUGCCAUGUCAAUUGUUGCAUAACUGCAUGCAUCGCCAUGUGUGUACACAGCUCCAAGGGUAGUUAUGAGAGAGGCACAAAAAGUCCCAGAAGAUAUAAAGAAGCUUUGUAAUGUGUUGCUUUGCUUGUCCAUGCCUGCUUUAGCACCAGGAUGCAACUGGGGCAAGUCCCCCAGUGCAAACAAUGUGUGUAUUUCCUCAUCUUAGUUGCUUAAUGCGUACAAAGUGGCUUUCCCACAGCCUGAGGAUUUAAGCCAGGGAGUGAAACGUCAUGUUUAACUAUAAGACAGCUUUGAAUAGAAAUUGAUAUUAGUCAUUUCUGACUUAGUCAAACUAUAGUAUAUCCACUGCAUUUUGUAAACAGCACAUGGGCCACGACCUUCUCUUCCUGUGAGUUGCACCCAACUAAGUCCUACUCAAAGUAGAUCCAUUGAAAUUGAUAAACCUAAGUUAGUAAUGUCCAUUAACUUCAGUGGGUCUACUCUGAGUAAGACUAGCACUGGAUACAACCAACUGGCCCCUAUCCAGAGAUCAAGGUUGUGGGCACCUUUUUGUCAGCAGAUGAUCAGUGCACACAGGGGGUGUCACUUAUUGUAUAUUGGUAAGUCACAGGUGUAUUAAGGUACUGAAAAGUGGUUAUUCCUUCAUUCAGUGAAUCACAGCAUUUCUAUACUGCCAAUAAAUAAACAGCUUUGUGGACAGUUCACAAAAUAAAAGUUAAAGCCAUGAAGUAUGGAUAUUAGUCAAGUUAAAACAGCAUCACGGCAAAAACAGCAAUGCAGAAAACAAAGGGUAAAAACCUUUUAUUUGUCCUCCUGGUUGCAUGGGAGGUGGAGAAGGAAUGGUGAGCAUGCUACUAUAGUGCUGCGUGCUAAUAUAGUCAUUGAUAGGAACAACGGGCAUUAAAUUGCUUGGAAGCCACUCAAUGACGUUUUUAUUUCCCUUUAGUAUUAACACCAGAGGUACUACCCCUCCCGUAACACCCCAUGCACCCCUUAAUAUGUUACAAAAUUAGCAAGUACGCUGCUUAAGGUGCUUCACACAGGGUAGUCAAACUGGUGUCUUCCAGAUAAGUUUUAAGACUACAACUCCCAUCAUCCCUGACCAUUUGCCAUGCUGCCCGGGGCUGAUGCAACAUCUGGGAGACACCACAUUGGCUACUCCUCUAAGAGGGAUUCUGACUUCUCAGCUGUCUUUAUUUUUGUUGUACGAAUCUGGGGCCAGAAUCUGAAAGGAAAUGUUAAUCUUAAAAUUUUGUGGCGGCAGAAGAGAAUUAAUUUUCUUUUUCCAGUGUAUUCUAGCAGCAGCCCAACGCAUCACAUCCUGAAGGAUCUGUGCAUUGUCUCUUGACGACAUUCUUAUUCAUUCAGCCAUUGUAUCAUUCCCACAAACUAUGGACCCCCUAGUACGCAAGAUCAACCUUCAAAACCUCCUUAAAAGAUGAAUUUGAAAUGAGUUUCAUGGAGAAAACAAUGAUAGAAGACAAACCAGAGAAAGGAUAUUGAAGCAGACAAGCAACCACACACAACCACACCAACCAACCAUCCAUGUUCUUAGCAACGACGAGAUAUCAGGGAGGGCUAAAAACAACCAUGUGUCAACAUAGAAAAUAUAUUUGGUAACAGAAUUUCAACAGCUGCAAUGUGGAUUAUAUAGCAUUAACUGUUUGGCAGGAAACACUAGCUGUAAUCUGAAAUGGCAUGAAGUUAAUUGUCAUCAGCAGAGGUACAGCUAUAGUAGCUGAUUUCAGAUGGUAUGGGUGUUCUUGCCAAGUUAUUGGGGCACUUGCUUGCUUUUUUCCAAAGGCUGAGGGUUUGUGUCUUUCUGAACUCAUGUUCUGGAUGAUCUCCAGACUACUCAGAUACAAAUGGAUACCUGAUCCACUGAGAUGUGGCCAAGUCACAGGUGGUUGGCUAAGGUACUGACAGCACCGUCUUUUGUGUCAAAUGGGCCAUUGAAAUGUAUGUGUCUUUUCAGGGUCAGAUGGAUUUGAACAUCAAACAUAUUUGGAGAGGUUGGGGUGUAGGGAGAUGGGGAGUAGACUGCAGCCAUUCUGGUCCUGCACAAUGAGAGAGAAUGGCUGAAUGCAGACAGUCAUUUACCACUGCUUACUUACUAUAGUGUAUAUUUUGCUGCCUGGUAAGCCAGUUAUUGUAUUAUGUAUAUUGUCAUGUGGUGGAGGGUAGUUUUAUCACACGACUGCACCUUAUCAGAAAUCGAAGGAAACAGGGGAAGGUUAUGUCUGCUCACCCUUGAUGUGAAGCUAUAGAUAAUCGUCUUGUCAAAGGUCUGCAUUAUCACUUAGUAAAUGGUCAUAUGUCUUUCCUAGUGAUAUGCAAACUGCAUUCAUUUUGUCUCAAAAUCUAUUCAUUUACUGAAAUCUUUAAGUAUUAUUUUAUUUGUAGUUCAUUAUGCUUUUCACAUUUUUUGCAAUAAAAUGGUUCAAAGCCUUCUUUCCCCUUCCCAACCUCACUCCACCCCCCUUUGCCCUUUUAAAAUAUUUCCUUGAGCAUGUCUAUUAAAAAAUAAAACCUUCAAACUUUUCUAGGAAAGCUUUAAAUAAAGCAAAUUAAUACUAUUGGGUAGGUGACGUAUGCCUCCAAUCUCCCACACCCACUCUCUUAGUUGAAAAUAAUAAACAUCACUUCUUGGCAGGGAUAAUGGGAUUUGUAUAUUUUCUUCUGCCUUUGGAAGUGAAUUGGUAGGCAGAGAAACAACAAAUCCCAUGCUCCUCAUCAGAAAAUGAUGGUCUUAUGCCUGUUCAAGAGCAUUAAAGUCAAGUACGGAGAGAGCAGCAAAUCCCCAUAUCUCUCUAGCAAGCCAUCCCUACUGCUAAUUACGGUAUGCACCAUGCCUUAUCAAAGGCAAUUUGUUUUCAUUUAGAGAGUAGUAGGGAGAGCUUUCUGAGGGGUGGGGGCAAACCUCACUUCAAACCAGACUCAAAUUCAGAGGGGUCUGAGCAGGACUCAACAUUGGUUUAAGAUUUAUUUAUUUUUUAACUGAGGAAGUUUGUAUUACAAACUUCCCCAGUUCCAGACUUGACUAAUUCUGUCAGUAGUAUUUAAUAGUGUAAUCAGAUCUGCCAGGUUGGAUUUAGGGUCUUAAGGGGAAAUUGCAGUGGUUCCACCCCACUCCUGACUUUGACAGCUUCUCUUUCCCUUUCGUAUCUGGGCUUUUGUUUUUUCAGGUUUCAGCAAGGUCAGUCUGCCCCCAACCCCAUAUUCACAGCCAUACCAGCUAAUUUCCCUCUUCACCCUGUGCCUUUCAGAGAUUUGUAGCCCUCAGAUUGCAGCUUCUGACCACCCAUAUAUAUAUCAUAUAUUGGCCUUAGACCCAUAAACCACCACAGUUGCCGGAAUCACUUCCUGGUUUUCUUCAUAGUUUCAGGCCUUCCAUCCUUGCUCUGGCUGCAGUUGUCCUUUAGUAGCAGAAGCCAAGGAUUCUGGCUCUUGCAGCUGCAUCUGCAUCAUCAUCAAAAGCUGCCUCAGUUAAGCGAUGCCUUAUGUGGUUACUAUCAUGAAGUCGUGAUGCAUUUUCUGCAGACACAAAGUGAAAUAUCAUAUAUUAGACCAAAUUUUGUGUGAUGCUUCUUCAGGCAUAGAUGAUAUGUAACUAAAAUAAAAUAGAGUGGAGCAAGGAUGUUGGUUUUUGCUGGAGAAGGAUGCCUUUCUCCCUUGUGAUAGAAAUGCCUAAAUGGAAUACCUAAAUCGCAGUUCAGCAAAGAAGUGGCAGAUGAGAGGAGCAGCUUGCGUGCCUCUGGAAGGAAGUGCUGAGAGUCUAUUCUAAGGCUUCAGCAGCCUGAAUGGUCAUUUGUAAUUAUAUAUGCUCAGGAUGCAGUUCUAUUUAUUGCUCACAUUUUGCCUUAGAUUGAUCUGAUACAGAGUCAGCAAAGUUUUGUUUUGUUUGUUUUAAGUUCAUGAAAACUCAUUUACUUAUUUCUAUUUCCAUUGAGCAUUGGCUUAUGCGUGUUUCACACAAUUUAAAAAAUGGAUCUUUGUGAAGGACAUCUGGAGGAGAAUAUUUUGAUUUCGAAGGCUGUCCAAACUGCAUCAGUUAAUAGAGAUCAGAAUAUUGGCAGCUGUGUUCGUUCUGCGGAGAAACCUAGACCAAAUAUAAUGUAUUUGCCUUUGGUUCCACUAGUCAUUAGAAUCAUGCAUGCUUUUCAAGUGUAUCUCUGUCACCAGACAUAGGUGUGUGGAACAAAAAUACAACUCAUGGUAUCUUUAGGCUGCUGGGUUUGCAGGUCAUACAACAACCAAAAAAGGCAGUAGAUUUAUUGAAAUUAGUGGCAGUAGUAGGACUUAUAAUAAUUUUUUAUUUAGGAUAAACACUGUAUUGCAAGUGAUACUUCUGCUGUGCAGAAUUGUGCUAUGCAUUAGGCACAUAAGAUAGGGCAGAGGGAGAGUGACAGUAUUCAGGAAUUACCAAAUAAUAUUUUAAAAUGAGAAUUACUUGGUAGUAAAGACAACAAACAGCCCUGUGCAUGAUUUGAAUUCUGUUGGUGCAUUUGCAGCGGAGGCGUCACUAUGCAACUUUUGUAGUGAGGUGAUUUGGCAAUGCCAAAGAAGAGGACACCCAGCUUCGUUUCGUAUGCUUUCCAUAAGCAGAGUUCUUCCUUUAUAAUAUUUAUUUUAAUCAAUAGUUUUGAUUUCACUCCCAUGACCUUCUCCCUCCCUGCCAUCUGGACAUCUCAGGUGACACGAAAUAGUUGCAAGGUCACUUUUUAUGCCCUCCCAGGAGGUAAUAGGCAGCCUCUGUCACUGCUGGUUUGCCUUACUGUAUUCCUUACUACCAUUCAAGACUCAAAAAACGAUAGCAUGUUAUGCAUGUCCUCUCAUAUCCACUGUCUCAUCUAACCCUGCUUCAAAUCCACCCAGUUCUCCACGCCUACCAUUUCUACAAUACAUAUUUAGUGAUCCUAACUGUCCAGAUCUUCAGAACUUUGUUGGAAGGCGAUUCAAGAAUACUGCUAAACAAAUAAAUCUUGCUUGGUUAGCCUGUCUUUGAAAGCUAGCGUUUGUCUAUUCACAUUUCCAUGCCUCAAUACGCCGCCCCCCCCCCCACGCUCAAAAUAGGUGGCACAGGGAGAGGAAAACUACAUACUGGGAGGAAAGAAUGAAUUCAUCAGUGUAGUAUGCAAGGGGAUGUUAUUUGCAGGCAAAAUAUAAUUCCUUUUGCCUUUAUGGUAACAAAACCUGGAAGCUAGUCUGAAGCACCAUCCCUCUUUUAAAAGGGAAAAAAACACCCCUGUCCUGAAAUGCUGCUAAUCCUAGGACAGGAUGCGAAAGCAAACAUUAAGUAUAUUUGACUUAUUCAUAUUUUUGACAAUUAUCCUCCAAGGAUUAUUUUGGACAUUUCAGUUAAAAAAAGGGUUUCCAUUAUAUCUAACUGAGGGUGGAAACAAGUUGCCGGAAAACAAGAUCCAAAAAGAUUUGGCUGCCUUUUACUAAACCCUAUUUGACUCAGGAAAAGCUCUUCCUUUGUCCGUUUUUUUGGGGGUGGCGGCGGUGGAGGGACACUCAUAAGAAAUCCGUAACAUAUCCAUUACCCUUCUUGCAUUUUCCUAAGAACCUUAAUAUUACUUCUGCUGGGGCUUCCCUAAAUCCUGUUAAGAGAUUUGUGUCUUGCAACCAUAGCACAGUACAGUAAACUUGUGCCUGAGGUUGUGUCCACCAAAGGUGUAACAAAUGUACAAUGACCUUAUUAGAUUUUUCCGGCUACAUGUGAAGAGUUUUAAAAGUUAGAAUCUGCACAGUGACUUGGGCCCCAAAAUGGACUACGAGGCAGGAUACCUGGCAUAACAUUGUAUUGAUAUGAUCUCAGUGGUCAGGCCUCACAAGUCUAGCUGCUGUAUUUGGAACUAACUGCAUUUUGAACAGUCUUCAAAGGCAGACCCAAGUGGGGCUUAGCUGCAGGUUACCAAAACAUGGAUCACUUGGGCUCGAUUAUCUUAAUCCUGGUAGUUUCAUAGCUGUUCCCAGCUUCAGCUAAUAAUAAUAAUAAUAAUUAAACAACACUUCAUACUGUGGAAGCACCCUGUGUACCCAGUGACAAGGAUGGAUCAAAGAGCAACACAAAACUGCAACUCUCUUUCUUCAAUAGCUGCACACCCCCAACAUGGGCAGAUGCUAGUUUCACUCCCACUGUGAUCUUUUCUUUGCCCAUUGCGGUAAAAUUUGUUUUUAAGUGGUCAUAUUGUAACACCAACAUUUAAGGUUAGAAAGAACAAUGGAGUGUAAUUACUUCCUGAUGGCCACUAGAAGGUUGGCGUUGACAUGAGUGGGAGCAGGACUGAAGCUUUACAUGUUUUCUAAGAAGUUGAGAAGGGACGUAAAAAAAAAUAAAUGUGUGUGUUUCUCUGAGGAAAGAUUUGCCAGAGCUGAUGCGAAAAUCAAAUUGUCUCCAUGUGGGAGUAAUAUACUAACUGGCACAGAGAAACAUAGCAGGAUUAGACAAGUUGGGUUCAACAUUCUUGACUUUGGUGGAGCUGAUUUCCAUAAGGACUGGGAGAUUUUGAUAUUACAGAGGAGCUGGACGGAAUCCUGGAGGCAAAAAGGAAUUGGAAGAUAACUGACCCUUUUCUCCAUGGGCUGUGAUGGUAAAGAUAACAACAACAGCAUAGGUAUCACUUAGCAGGGUGGCCAGUCAAUGUGGCUGAUUGUAAUGAAAACGGGGGCUAAAAUAGGGCAAAGUUUGAAUGGUGUAAAAUAAAAUAAAAUAAAACUCCCAUUAUCUCAACUUGCAUAAAACUAGAUCCCUGUGCGACCUUCCACAUUUCUAAGCAAACAAGAUGCUAUGGAGAGGAACAGGUUGGUAUGGGGACUGAGUUUAUUCUAGAAAAAAAAUAAGAUAAAUAUGUAUGUAUGAUAGUGGGUGGUCUCAAUACAUUUUUCAUAGCCAUGGCCCAUUGAAUUGAACGACUACUACACAUUAGGCCAUGAUCCUAAGAGCUGCAGUGGAAACGGGUGUUGCACUUGGGCCAGAAAGCCUUGGAUUCAAUUGCAGCAUAGCCUUGAAGUCCACUAGGCGACUUGAGGCAAGUUGUUACCACUCAGCUCAGCCUACCUCACAAGGUUGCUGUGAGAAUUAAAUAGGGAAAUGUGCCCCAUGCCUCUCGAAGCUUCUUGGACGAAGGGUAAGCUACAAAUACAAAGAUUGCUACUACUGGGUAGACUGCGCCAAGUGGUAUUUUGCUAUAUAUAAAGAGCAGGUCAACAGCUGGGACCAGAUGGCCCAUUGUGUGCAGCCAGUCCCUCAGUGCCUGUGGGACUUGCCUGUGGUUUACCUUUUCAGAGAUAAUAGCUUUCUUUUGGGGCAUGGGGUGGGCAAGAUGUUGGAGGCCCGGAAAAAUUGUGAACCAUGAAGUUAGAUAACAGUAGUUGAUAAGAGUAAAGAAAUUAUGUUCUUUAACUGUAAGAAAGGGGGAAAUGGCGAUUGAUGGCCUACCCUGUCUUGUUGGAUUUUGUAUAUUUCAUUUCUUGUUUCACUUUAACUGCCUUUGUGCCCUUUGGGGGUGUGGUGUGUGGAAUUGUAGCAUGUAAUAUAUGAUAAUGGACAGCGGUCCUUUGUUACCCAGUAAAACUAUAGCAGUACUGUGCAGACAGAGCUGGUUGUCUUUUAGAAUGCUGAAACAUUCUACAUAAAUGCUUUUGUGCCUGCUGUGAAGGUGGGGAGGGGAAGCCAUGCCUGGUGAACCUGCCCCCAUCAACAUGCUCUGUCUCCUGAUUUCCAUAUGCUCAGUUAAAGGAAGGGCAAAUGGGCCUAGAGCUGUAUGUAUGCAGGCCUCUCUUUCAGACCCUCUGCUGAAUGUGUGGAGGUCUCCAUGCAUGUGUGGAGAUACUUCGGAAGAGGCUAAAGCCAGGAUAUACUUGCGAGUUAAGGACAUGAACUAUGUAUGCACAUUUAUGAAAAUGUUUGUACUUUCCCAUUAUGCUGUAAGAAUAUCAAAGGUUGCUUGUCCAAGCUGGCAGACACAAAGGAAACAAAUGUACUGUAUUCGGCAAUGUAGCAGCUUACUUUUCUUCCACAGGAAAACAGUUUCGAACAGGCAAAACCUGGCCUUAUAUAUCCUGCUAAUAUGUUUGCAAAGAGCCGAAAGCAAUGGAAUUCAAAGUCUUCUAGCCAUCUCACCCCCCCUUCUUUUUUUACUACUGUAAGGGAAAGCAAACAAUUUAUAGGAGGCAUUAAUUAUUAGAUGAGGUAUUUCAAUUAAAGUAAUUGCAUGAGAGACUAUGCAGGGAUUUGGAAAAGAUUAGUGAAAGCUCAUGCAUUAUUCAUUCGCUUUGAACUGGGGUAAGAUUGGGCAUGUCACUUCUUUUCAGCACCAUGCUAUACACGUCUACUCAAAAGUAAGCCCCAUUGAAGCAACAUGUCUCCUAGGAUUAGAGCCAAUGACAGGUUUUUUUUGUUUUUUGUUUUUAAAUCAGACUUAUCUUUUAUCUUCUUCAUGUUGAGAUCAAUAUCCAAUACUUUUCAAAUAUAAAAAAGCACUGCAGCCUAACUAACCAUGAUAGAACUAAAUCUAACCAGCUAGGGCAGGUUGGUGGUUUUUUUUUUUUUAUUUAUUUAUUGCACAAGAUUUCAGUUUCUCUUUAGCUUUCAUUUUUAAAUAAUUGAUACAAAAUAUAUACUUUCAUCCUAAAACAAUUCAACAACCAUGCAGUGUAAAAAGUAGACUAUUAUUUUUUUUUUAACUAAUAGAGCCCAGAAAGGCCUGGCAGUGGGGUAGGCUGCCUUUGAUACUGGAUAAUAAAUGGAACAGAAUGUUUUCCUUCUCCUCUCCCUCCUCCUCCUCUGCCCUCCCCCGACCACAACCACCAUGCAGUCACAAGCAGCCACAUUUCUGGACGUUGCCCAGCCUCUUCCACCAUGCCCUUAACACAAAAGGACUUGCACUCCAGUUCUUAUUGCAGCAGUUCUGUUCUUAAUGAAUGGCAAACCUGUCAGCCCGCUUGAUUUAUGUCUGAACCUGAGACACCUAUUUAAAUCUCAUGUAACAACACCCUGGUGCAGAUGUCAGUGGCAGCGCAGCGCUGGUCUCGGAGCUGUUGAGCUGUCUAGACAGUUUGAGGUGAUAGGUCAUUCAGAAAAUGUUACAGGACUGCAUGUGCCAUAAUUGGAUUAUUAUGGAAAUUUGAAACCAGCUUCCCAAAGUGGUGGCCCAUUUGGUGGCUGCAUUUUUCACCCUUUCAGCGUAGAGAAAUAAAGUGGUGCCAUUUCUUAGUAGUAAUCUCUUCUCUCUCUCUCUCUCUCUCUCUGCUGUGAUCUUAUAUACACUUACUUGCCAGUAAACAUGACUCUGUGGAACUUACUCCUGAGGAUUGGUUUCCACAUUGCAUAAUUUCCCUAUGAAUAUUAUUGCAUUAUGAUAUCCUAGAAUUGCCUUGCUGUGUGAUUUAUUUAUUUUUUAAGUUGCACAGGUCAUCAAGUUCAGUCUUCUGUAUUGAAGCAGAAAACUUUGUCACCCAACAUAUCUCUUGGAUUAGCCCGCUCCACAUGUUAGCUGGUCACAGCAAUGAAGCAGGGAUUUUAAGUGCAGGAUAAAAAAUAGGAAGUUAAUAAAAAGUCAUCCAGAUUACUCAAGCCCACUAACAUACCACAUGUUUCUGGAGAAAUAUAAGACUCUCCCAGGAGCUCUUGCCAAUGUGACCUUAGAGAAAAUGCGCAGCUCCAAAUGUAGUGACUUGACCCUUUGGUUGUAAGAGCAGAUUCUGUCCACCAACUAAAAUAGAAAUUAUUUAAAGCUCUGUGGUACUGUACAUCAUAUCCUGUAUUCGAAAGAAGGAAAAUUGUAUCACAAAUUUUUUAUAUUUUUAACAUUACAGGGCAAUUUUUAUACACUUUUCCACCUAAGGAGUCCUGAUCUUUGCUGGACUUACACAUAUGCCCAAAAUCAAAUGCGUAAAUGUAGCAAUUAUAGAUAUAAUCAUGAGCAAUUCCUGUGAUUGUAGCAGGGAUUUUUUUCAGGUGAAAAGCUAGCAUAUACACUAAAUAAAGUGUUUGCUCCAUAUGUACUAGAACAAUGUUUGUUCCAUGAACUCACCUAGUUUUUGAGUGGCUCCUCACACCCCCCUUAUUAUUUUUUAACCACCACCCUUUUUCUAGUUUUGUUCUGAGUUUCAUUACUGUUGGGAGCUCUUACUUCACCCACAAGUUCUAAAGGUCAUCUGAAAUUCUAUCCUUCCUCUCAUAUCCAUAUCUGUGCAUCAUGUUGAGGCUAUUCCUACAGAAACUUGUCUCACUUCUAAAUUUAGCUCUCUUCACAGUUCUUUGAGACAUGUCACUACCAGCCGUAGUUUCAGAGUAAAGAAAGCUCAUUGCUGGUGUUUCUUAAGAAUGCACAAGAUUCUUAUCCACAGAGGGCUCUAAAUGACCUGCCACAUAAUACCACCUCAAAAGAUUGCCCCACUCUACUCAUAGGGUACACAAAAAGAGUAAAGUAAUAGGUGGCAUUCUACAUAGUAUAGUAAUGGCCUCUAACGUUACGUUUCAUUCAUGCAGUAUGCUGGUACUGCCAUGCCACGAUUAUCCUGAAGUUGUAGAGGCGCACUGGUGUUAAAUUAAAAAAACAAACCCUCCAUUCUUAACUUUUUCAGGAAUCUUGAGGCAGUAUUGUGGAACUCUAUUUGCUUUGCAUACACAUUCGUUUUUGAGAGCUGCCAUGGUUUCUGGUCAAACCAGUUUUGUAGAUUUUCACACUACAUCAAGCUGUGCUCUUGAAAAACCAAAGCUAAGUAACCAGGGCCUCUGCAACAGAUGUGUACGUUUGUGACUAUCACGGUACUCUGUUAGAGAGUGACCAUGAUGAACAACAAAAUCCCUUUCCUCCAUGACCAACGGCAGUUUUACAAGGCCCCAUCCUCAGCAAUGUUGAAAUACGAAAUAUUGGUGUGUAUUUGUUUAUGCAUCCAAGUAACCCUGUUAAAAACAUCAAAGUGCACUAAAUAUAAUAUAAAGCUAACUGGUUAAAAUAGGGCUUAGCCAGUUUCAACCGUCAUUGAUUUACUCAGACAAGCUACAGAUCUCAUCGACCCCAGCCAGCCUGGCCAGUGAUCAGGGGUGAGGGGAGUUGUGGGGGAGGGGGGGAGAUUGGGCUCAGAAGCAGGGCACACCUCCCCUCCCCGCUGCAGUGACCGUGGGCAGAAGAAACAUAAAUUCUGGGUGUUUAUCAUGUUUUAUAAAUCCCAACUCCAUUUCCCUUACAGCAUGAAUUUCAAGGGCGAGUCCGAUCCCAGUCUCUCCUUUCUCUGCCUACCCCAUUAAACUCAGAAACAGCUGUCAAGAAUUGUGUAUGCUUCACUGUGAUGUCGCCUGAGUGCUUCCAGCUGUGGGCCGGCAAACAGAAAUUAGCUUAUUUUAACAUUUCAUUAUUUGAAAAUUAUAACACCCCGGGCAGUGCACGUGUCAUACCUUAUAAAAGAAAUAGACGCCGAGCCCCAUUUAGUGCUUGGAUGAGAAACUUCAAAUAAAAGCUGAGCUUUUGAAUUUUGUUUUCGAAUAGCCGCCCUUCCCCCUCUGCCUCGCCACAUGGUAAGCUUCACUUGAAACUUGAAGUGGGAGAUGGAAGGCACACCUAAAGCAGUUCUUUGGACAGUGGUUCUUGAAAAAGAUGGGAGGCAGAUGCUUUGACUACAAAAAAUCUUUAGCCCUUGUUUCCACUGCAGAGAGUGUGAGAAUCACAGAGGCCUGGUCAAAAUCGUAAUCAGUGAUCAGUUACGGCCUAAGCCAAGGGUCACUUUUACGCUGCCAUGAGUGUUGCAGCUAUCAAAGGAUAGUUUGUGUGGAAUUGCUUUCAUAUAUAUUAUGGAAUAUAUAUAUAUAUAUAUAUAUAUAUAUAUAUAUAUAUAUAUAUAUGGAAUUGCUCUCAUAUUACAUAGAGUUCCUUCUUACUGCCUCUCUGUGCAAAACAAACUACAAUGUCACGUUUUUCAACUGUUAAUGCAGAUUGUGGGACAACCCAGUCAGAUGGGCAAGGUAUUAUUAUUAUUAUUAUUAUUAUUAUUAUUAUCAUUAUUAUUUACCUUCUUGUCAUAUGAAAAAGAGCAAGUUUCCACUGACAUCUAUUGCACAGUAUUACACAGAUCUGCUGUCAUUUUCUAUUCCAUGUGGGGCUGCGUUGUUGUACCCUUCAUCAAAUGUUUUACCCAUCCUUAUAAAUUAUUUGAAGCUAGCAUUUGGAUUGCUAAAGAAGUGUGUCCACAACCUUCCCUUCCCCAUAGUAACAGGCUGAAUGUUACAGUGUGCAAUUUGCUCCCAUAAUGCAACAGUGCAGUUGAUACCAAAUGAGAAAGAAGAAAUCUGAUUAAAGGUAGUAACUUUUGAGACAGUAGUUCCAGUUUUUCAAAUGCAGAAAUAGAAACUUGUGAAAACAAGUCUCAAGCAGGGUUUGCCAUUUCUACAGAAAACAUUGAGGUACUUGUGAACCAAAGAGCUCUGUUGCUAUCUCAUAUUAUCGUUUCCUGUUUGGCAGUUAUUAUUUCUUGGGCUCUUUUUUCCUUUUGCUUGGAUUGCCUACUGUGUCAGCUGUCCGAUGGCUGGAGAAUCCUAACUGGCUAGUUGGGCUAGUUUUCCUUGUGGAGGUAACAUUCCAUUUUGACAGGAGCAUUUAUUAUGGAAAACAAAUUGCUCACUUGAUUUUUUUUAAAAAGUUUUUUAUUUAUACAACAAGAAAAAAACACACACACAAAUACCAAAUUACACACAAAUUACAAAAAUAACCAUAGGCACAUAAUUUUCUUCGCAAACAAUAAAACAUCUAUUGGUCUUAACACUAAAGACCCAACCGCCCGUCUAUUCCAUAUUUCAAAUUCAUAUUACUUUUUGCCAGUAUACGCUUUUAUCAUAAUUAAACUUAUUCUCAAUAAAUCUAAUUUCUUAUAUCUACCUUGAGAGUAUUACUGCAGUUCCUCGAUAAACUACUAUAUUUAUUUUUCAGAUAAUCUUUGAAAACCUCCCAUUUUGAAACAAAUUCCUGUUUUGAUUUAUUCUUUAUUUUUUCUGAUAAACCAUCUAAUUUGGCAUAUUCUGCCAGCUUUUGGAUCCAAUCUUGUAUAGACGGGAUUUCAUUACUCUUCCAUUUUGCUGCGAUCAAAACUCUUGCUGCCGCCGUCGCAUAUAAAAAGAUACCCUUCCUCUUUUGUGGAAUAUCCAAAUCUGUUAUUCCCAGGAGGUAGGCCUCUGGUUUUUUAUUGAAAGAGAUCUUUAGCAUUUUUUGCAGUUCUACAUGGAUACUCUCCCAGAAUACCUGUAUUUUCCUACAUAUCCACCACAUAUGGUAGAAUGUUCCUGAUUCACCGCAUCUCCAACAAUUACUUGACACAUUUUUAUACAUUUUUGAAAGUUUCCAUGGUGUUAGAUACCAUCGAUGUUGCAUUUUUUUGAAAGUUCUCUCUAAUCGUGUAACAAUUUGUGAAUUUCCAAUUGAUCUUCCAUAAAUUUUCCCAUUGGGCCAUGGUUAUUGAACGGCCAAAAUCCUGGGACCACCUCACCAUUGCCACUAUUACCUCCUCCUCCUUGACUGUCCAGUCAAGAAGGAGUCGAUAAGUUUUGGAAAGAGUUUUUCUUUUAGAAUUUACAAGAUCAGAUUCGAAUCGGGAAAUUUCUGUUGAGAACCCCUUUUGUUUGUCAGAUUUAAAUUUUUCAAAUAACUGAUGGUAUUGGAACCAGUCUGAGAUGUGUUCUCUUAUUUCCUCAAAGUUUUUUAAUUUUAUUUGGUUAUCUUCAUUUUUAGAAGUGUUUUAUAUGUUGGCCAGCUUUCCUGAGUAUUUUUCCGUUUUACUGCUACGGCUUCUAUUGGAGAAGUCCACCACGGGACUUUAGGUUCCAUCAGGUCUUUAUAUUUUUCCCAUACAGCAAAGAGUGAUUUUCUUAUUAUAUGGUUGGUAAAAUUUUUAUGAAUUUUCGCUUUUCCAUAUAUCAGGUAGGCGUGCCAUCCCCAACGGUUGUCAAAACCUUCCAGGUCCAAGAGGUCCGGAUCCUGCAACGUGCACCAAUCUUUUAGCCAGGUGAAACAGGCUGCCUUGUAGUAAAGUUUUAAGUCGGGUAGGGAAAAGCCUCCUCUCUCUUUUAUGUCUAUUAAGAUCAGGUGUUUAUUCCUAGGUUUCUUCCCUUCCCACAGGAAUUUGGAAAUUUCUCUUUGCCAUAUCUUGAGACAACCUGCUUCGCCCAGUAUUGGAAUCAUUUGAAAUAAAAAGAUUAAUUUUGGAAGCACAUUCAUCUUUAUAAUGGAAAUCCUACCCAGAAAUGUUAAUUUUAGUUUACUCCAGGUUACAAGAUUUUUUCUAAUCUCUAACCAAGUUUUGGUGUAAUUAUCCUGAAAUAAGUUUAUGUUCUUGGGGGUGAUCCAAAUACCCAAGUAUUUCGCUUUUGAGGAGAUUUUCAGGCCCAAUAUUUUUUCUAAGUUGUCCUUUUCUUCUGUGGUUACAUUUUUAACAAGCAUUUUUGUUUUUGUGAUAUUCAACUUAAAGCCUGCCACUUCUCCAAAUUCUUUAAUCAAUUCCAGCACUCUUUUCAGACUUUCUUUAGGAUUUUCAGGCAUAACAAGUAAAUCGUCCGCAAAAGCUUUAAUUUUAUAUGUUUUGUUUCCCAGAGUGAUGCCUUUAACAAGCUGAUCCUUUCUUAUCUGAUUGUUCAAGACUUAUAUCAGUGGUGACAGUGGGCAGCCCUGUCUGGUUCCCUUGUUUAUUUUGCACUCCUCAGUAAUUCUACCGUUGAUGAUCAAUUUUGCAUAUUGUUCCGAAUAGAUGGCAUUUAUUACUUUACAAAUAUUUUCUCCCAGUCCGAUUUCUUCCAUUAAUUUUUUCAUAAAUUUCCAGGACACGUUGUCAAAAGCUUUUUCAGCGUCCACCAACAUAAUAGCUGCUGGUUUAUCAAUUUUAAUAUCCAAAUAUUCUAAUACAUUAAUCACACAUCUAAUGUUGGAUUGCAUAAAUCGUCCGGGAAGAAAUCCGGUUUGAUCUUUAUGAAUUAUCUCUUUCAGCACCAUUUUUAAUCUAUUUGCAAGAAUGUCUGCGAAUAUCUUGUAAUCGUUAUUUAGCAGUGCAAUGGGUCUGUAAUUGGCCAUGUUUGAGGCAUCUGUUCCCUGUUUGUGGAUAAGAGUAAUAAAGCUGUCCUUCCAGGUUUUCGGUAGCUUUCCAUUUGCCAGAAUAUUAUUCAUUAGGUCUUUCAUGGGAAGAAAUAAUGCUUGUUCUAACUUUUUAUAGUAAUUAGCUGGGAGACCAUCUGGGCCCGGUGUCUUUCCUAAUUUUGAUCUCUGUAUAGCUUGUUGCACCUCCAUAGCUGUUAUUGGUGAGUUCAAGAUUUCAGUUUUUUCCUUAGGUAUUAUUGGUAGUUUAUUUUUGCCCAAAUAAUCAAUUAUUUUUUCUAGAGUCUCUGGACCUUCUUUAUAUAGUUUUCCGAAAAAACUAGCAAAAUUUUUACUAAUUUCCUUCGGUUCUUGAAUCCAUUUGUCUUCAAUUUUAAUUUUAUUGAUAAUUCUAUCUUCCUUUUUCUUCUUUAAUUGCCAGGCCAGAAGUUUGCCAGGUUUAUUUGCAAACUCAAAAUUUCUAUGUCGCAACCAUUUUAUCUUCCAUUCUAUCUCUUCGUUUAUUAUCAUGGAGAAUUGCGUCUGUAAAAUUUUUAUAUUUUGCUUAAUUAGUUCAUCAUCUGGUUUUUGGAAAAGGAUCCUUUCCUUUUUUCUAAUUUCCUCCCAGAUCUCCAUUUUCUUCUUCUCCUUUAUUUUCCUUUGGAAUGCGUUUUGUUGGAUAAAGAAGCCUCUUAUGACGGCUUUACCCGCGUCCCAAACCGUCUCUAGAUCUACUCCUUGAUUUAAAUUAAACUUAAAAUAUUCUUCUAAGAUUUGCUUAGCCUUCUGUACAGUUUUCUCAUCGUUUAGCAUACUCUCAUUAAGUUGCCACCUUUUAAACUUUUCUUCUUUUCCUUUAAAGUUAACCCAGACCGCGCUGUGAUCUGUUAUUGUCCUUGGAUGGAUUUCUGCUUUUGUAAUAUUAUUUAAUAAAUCCUUUGUUGUCCAGAUCGCAUCGAUUCAUCCCGCCGAUUUAUGUGGCUCUGAAUAGUGUGUAAAUUCUUUCUCUGUUGGAUUCUUAAACCUCCAAGCGUCAAACAAAUUCAGGAGUUCUAUUAAUUGGAAAAAUGUAGUUGGGAGUUUGUUCUGCCUCUUUUCUUUCUUCUUUAUUGUUCUGUCCAUGUUUGGAUUGACUACUCCAUUAAAAUCUCCUAAUAAUAUAAUUUCCCCCCCUAAAUAUUCUAUGACUUUUUCUUCCAAGAAUUGAUAGAAUUCGGAUUUUCUUUCAUUUGGUGCAUAAAUUCCAAUAACUAUCGCUUUUUCAUUAUUGAUCUUAACUUCUAUAAUCACUGUUCGACCUUUUUCAUCAUUGUAAAGCAGUUUUGGCUCCAGCUGAGGUUUUGCAUAGAUUACCACCCCUCUCUUUUUUUCUUUACUUGAUGCAAUAAACUCAAGCCCCAAUCUUUUAUUUAUUAAUACUCUUUUAUGUUUUUCCGCUACAUGAGUUUCUUGCAGACAGAUUAGAUCAUAUUUUUGCUUAACCAGAAUAUGUUCCACCUUGUUCCUUUUUGAUUUUUCAUUUAAACCAUUUACGUUCCAAGUAAUAAAUUUAUAAUCCAUACUUUAUUUCUUAUGAUACGUGAACGGGUUAAUAAAAAAUAAUAAAUAAAUAAAUUUACACAUUCAAGGUCUCAGUAUACGUUUAAUAAAUUCCCUUCUUAGAUCUGUCUCCUAACUCUCAACUGUUUGUUCAAUUUCCUCUGAUUCUCCCAACAAUUGCCUUUUCCCUCCGAGCUCUUUCCGGUACUUUCUCCAGAACUUGUCCGCAUCUAAUGCCGACAAGCACUUUCUACGUUUCCCUUUAAAGAAAAAGGAGAUGCCUUCAGGGUACUCCCACCUAUAGUCCACUGCCUUUGCCUUUAGUGCCUCGGCUAGAGGUUUGUAAGCUUCUCUCUUUUUUAUCAAUCGAUUUGGGAUAAUCUUGUGGACGAUAAUAUCAUUUCCUUCCGACUUGAAUUUCUUCUUGUUGCUAGCUUGUAAAAUUCUAUUUCUGAAAUCCAUAGAGUUAAAAGAGACCAAACAGUCAGCCGGCCAGUUAUUUGCUUUUGCUACAUUAGAUUUGACUCUAAAUGCUUUUUCUAUUUUUUGUGUUACUUCUGCUUCUUCUAGGUCUAACCAAGUUGCUAGCUCUUUUGAGAUUUUUUUCUCAAUUAUUUCCUCUGCAUCCUCUGUUAGUCCUCUGAAUCUUAGGGUAUUCUCCCUUCUCUGCAUUUGCAACAUCGCAAUAGAGUCCAAAGUUGAAUCCUGUUGCGCUUUCAGAUCUGCUGUUUCUUUCCUUAUCUUAUCGCAUUCCCUUUUCAACUCUCUAUUUUCAUUUUGUAAUUUUUUCUGAGCUUCCUCUAGGUUCUGUGUUUUACCUUUAAGGUCUAGCACUAUUUUCGUCAGUUCUGAAUUUUUUUGUACUAAAUUGUUGACCUGAGUUGAUAACUCAGCUGUUAUUUUCACAUUUUCAUCUAUUUUAACUCCCAUUGAAAUAAGUUUUUCUUCCGUUGCUUUUGCCUUUUCAUUUACAUUAUUUUUAAAUCUUGGAUAUCUUUCUUCAAACUUAAAAUUAAUUCUCUCAUAUCUAGUGGUUGAUCCAUGUCAAUUACAGAAGUUCUCCUGAUUUGUGAGGCUGAAACUGCCGCAGAACCUGACACAGUUGCUUUUUUACCAGACAUCACUAAAAAAUUCAAUUAACUCACAAGGUAAUUUGUUCUCUUUCUUUCUGUCUUACUGACUGGAUAUCAAUUAAAUUCAAUCUUUCUUAAUACAAUCGUGACAAAAUUUCCAAUGUGAUAAUUAAUAAAUAUCAAUUAAAUUCAAUCUUUCUUAAUACAAUCACGACAAUUUUACCAGUCUGAUAAUAAUCUCCGGCCUAUGUAUCCACUGAUUCUUUAUAUUCACCAGUUUCACUAAAUAUAUUUAAAAUUGAUUAUGAACAAUUAUCUAAUUAGUUACAGCCAAUCAUCAAUACAGCAAUAUCACAAAUUCAUCAGAUCAAAUAAAUAUAAUAAAUGAUUGCAAUCCUUGCGUUCACUUACUCAUUCAGGGUGAUAGAUCAUAUAUAUAAAUCUUUAAACAGGUUAGCGGUUCAGUUAAUCAGCACCUUACAACAAAACUAAUGACAUCUGAUACUAAUAUCAGCUGUCUUGGCUACCAAUAGAUAGUGAAAGGCAAAGCAAACAAAAACAAAAAACAGCAACAAAAAAACACACAAGGCAGAACCACACAAGUUGAAAACCACACAAAAACACAACCAGAAAAACAACAAAAAUGAAACAAACAGAGAAACAAAACAAACAAAACAAAACAAAAUACCCAAAAAGAAAAUUAUAAAAGAAAGAAACAAAGAAAAGAUGGGAGGGUAAGAGAAAAAUAAAGCAAGAGAAAGUAAUAAUAAUAAUGCAAUUUAUAAUUUGUAAAGGAAUAAAGAGAGGGAAGAAAAUACGAAAAGUAUAUAUAAAUAAUAAAAAAAGAGCUGGGGAGUAUUUUCAAUUAAUAAUGUACAAUGCAAUAAUAUUAUGUGCUAUUAAGUUCUCUCUAGAUGUUACUCUUCCAGAGGCAACAGGAAUGCUAUUCCAGGAUUGGGGUAUAGGGUCUAUAAAAAUUUAUGAAACCUUGUCUCUUUCAGCAGAUUAUGAUGCAGCGCUUUGGAAUCUUCACUAGUUGCAGAUCUUGCAAAAAUCCCUGUAAUUGCUCUUAUAAGUCUUAUUAGAGGAAUGUCUUUUUCAAAAGAGUGCAAAAAUUUUAUUCACCAGCUGAUGUCGCUGUUUGAGUCGCUCCCUCUCUGCGAUUUUCAACCCCCUUCUCAAUCUAUGUCAGUCUAUGUCAGUCUUAUACAAUUCAUUUCCGUUCCUCAAACCAGGAAAUGCCGGUCUAAGAAAAUGUCGGGGCACGUGAGUCAGCAGAAAUACUUUAGCCGUUGUUAAAUUGAUUUGUAGUAGUCCACAGCCAAAGACAAAUUGCUCACUUGAAAUUAAAACUAUUCUGAUGCGAGUAAAAAUCCCCAAAGAGUGCCAACAACACCUAACAGUCACCUACAAAAUUUUGGGGGGCCAUACCCUGUCUGGCUGUGCAACAGGGAUUUCCCUCCCUGCAUACCCUGAGACCUUUCCCUCCCCAGAUCUGCUCUGCAGAUUGAGGAAAACCCCCAGAACAAGUUUAGGGUGCACAUGGGGGAAAGGAGAGGGAGAGGAAGUCCAGUUGUGCUGACAGAAAUCCUUGUGCUAACAGAAGGUUAGAUACCACCAAUGGAUUCCCUAUGCUAGGGGCAGAAUACUCUCUUGUAGUUUCCACCUCCCCUCCCCACCGCUUUUUGUUGGACUUCUGUGUUCUAAAUAGCAUUAGCCUUUUUAAAAAAGAAAAAAGAAAAUGAAAAUUAUCGUUCCACAAGGAGAACUCUUGUAGAGCAAUAUUUAUUUAUUUAGUGUGCUAAAGGAAUCUGGCACCAAAAAAUGUUUUCAGUUUUCUCUUGCUGGAGGAACUUCUGCCAAGGUUAAAAGCUGCACCUUUACAUUUGCAUUCGAAGAUAGAGAUUUGUUGUUUGUUUGUUUGUUUCAAUGAAUUUUAUCAUUUAUUUAUUACACAAUGUUUAGUCUGCUGCCAUCUUUAGGUAUAAAAUCUUUAGGCAAGCCCAUACAUAGACUUGCCUGAAGAUUUUGUACCUAGAGUUCUUAGAAGAUUUUGUACUUAAAAGUAAAUCCCAGGACAGCUGAGUAUGGCUAACUUUGGAUAUCGCCCAUAAUUUAGACUCUAAGAUAAAAAAAUAUUUUAUUUAUUUACUAGAUUUCUAUCCUGCCCUUUCUCCCAGCAGAGGCAAACAACAAAUUAAACCUUAAAAUAUAUUUUUUAAAACAUUUAAAAACCAACUAUUUAACAGUUAAGAAUAUUUAGAUAAUAUUUACACCCCCUAAAACACUGUUUUUAGACCUAAUUUUAUAUUAUUUUUUCUCCAUCACAUAAUUUUAUAUUAGUUUUUCUCCAUCACAGGCUGGUUUGGUUUCCUUGUUGACAAAGUCACAGCUUCUGCUCUGUUCUGUGGCAGGCCUCCAUGGAAAGGGCAGGCCCCUUAAGGGCUCUGCUGCAUUUAGUAGCAGGAACUCACCAUUGCUGUUAUUUACAUUCAUGACUUCACCGUGCUUGUUGCCCGACAUCUAACUGAAGCAAGGAUCUUGACUAGUGCUUGCCUUUAAAAGAAAACAAUGCGUCAAGUGUUCUGCCCUUGCUGCUUCUCACAUGAGAGAAACAGAUUGAAGACUUAACAAAGAUGCACAGUGUCUCUUUGUAGAAUAAGUACAGAUGCCAGUUAUAUCUGAAAGAGUGACACUGUCCCAUGACUUUCUGCCAUUGUUGGAGCAUCUGAGGAUGUAUUUAUUACAUGUAUUAGCAGAGAGCAAGUUUACUUGCCAAUGGACUAACUUAAGGAAUGGCUGAGGAGGUGGUAGGUCACGCUCCACCUUGGAAAUGCUCCCUAGGCAUUUCAUGUUAGGAAUGAGGAGCAUGACUUCUGCUCCUCACAUUGUUACCACUGCCUAGUUGGUGUGGAGCCAGUAGCCACAAGCUCCCAAAAAAGGAAAAUGAGGGAAAAGAUGGACGUCCAUUCUAGGUAACCUCCAAAAUGGUUCUCCUAGAUCCUCCCAUUCAUGAAAUAAACCUGGUUCAUAAGACAGACAACAAAAAUAUUUGUGUUGGCCAAAGAGGCAUCAGCUGCUACCUGGCAUAGCUUCUCACAAGCACAGAUAGCCCCUAAGUUUGCAAUAUAGCAAGUAUUCAAUUGUAAUAUUUAUCUUAAUAAAAUUUACUUACUAAUAAUUGGAUGAAGGUUUUAAGACAUGAUGUAGUUAUUUAGACACACAUCUGAACACCUUAAAUAUUUCAUGGACAAGCAUAUUUUUAAAAGAGCUUAAGCAAAUUAUUAGUCCUAAAUGGAGACUAUUUACAGUACCUUCAUUAAAACACACACACACACACACACACACACACACACAUUCUGUAUUUGUUACUAUACUCUUGAGUGCAAGUUAGUUCCUGUAUUAACUGCUUUGAGAACUUUGUGAAUGUCCAUGCGUAAUGGAAACACUGAAAGCAGUGGUUAACGUGAUUACUUGAUAACAAAUUGAAAGUGUGGGUUAUUACUGGCAGCUAGUCAUAGCACUGUUACCAAGGUUUACAGUACAACUAGACUGUAGUAUGUGUGUGAGAGAAAGAUGGGGUUGCUAUAUGUGUGGUGUGUAGUGUGAAGCAUAUGUUCAGUGACUGUGUGCUAUAGAUGUCAUGAAUGCAUGGUUUGUGCAAAUGUGUGUGCAUGCAUGUUUCAUGUCCAUAAACACAAUGGGCAUGUGGUUCUACAAAGUUUGGUCAACCAUGUUUGGCUCUCGAGCCAAAAAAUAUUAGCCACCUCCUAAACUAGGUUUUAGGGACGCGGGUGGCGCUGUGGUCUAAACCACUGAGCCUAGGGCUUGCCGAUCAGAAGGUCGGCGGUUCGAAUCCCCACUACGGGGUGAGCUCCUGUUGCUCGGUCCCUGCUCCUAGCAACCUAGCAGUUUGAAAGCACAUCAAAGUGCAAGUGGAUAAAUAGGUACCGCUCUGGCAGGAAGGUAAACAGAAUUUCUGUGCGCUGCUCGCCAGAAGCGGCUUAGUUAUGCUGGCCACAUGACCUGGAAGCUGUACAUCGGCUCCUUUGGCCAAUAAAGCAAGAUGAGCACCGCAACCCCAGAGUCAUCUGCGACUGGACCUAACGGUCAGGGGUCCCUUUACCUUUACCUUUAAACUAGGUUUUGCAACCAGUUGCUCUUGACUUAGGAUGUUCAUGCAAGGUGAUUUGCUAAACUGUGAAUUAUUUCCUUGUUACUUAAUUACUAAAAGUUGUUGCCUAUCGAAACAUUACCUUAACUGUUUAUAUUUAAUGGGUUAGUUAUAAUGGGUGACUUUUUGCAGUGCGGAAAGCACACCGUUCUAUUACAUCUAGAAAAGCAGCCAGAGUAUGUAGUCCUUAGGCUUAUUUUGUAAUUAAAGUUGAGAUUCUACACAUUCUAGCAAACUAUUCCCCACCCCACCCAAGUCUUCAGUUGCUCAAGUUUAUCUGGCGCUGGGUAUUUGCAUAACUGGUUGAUGGUACUUAAAAUCUUCUUGGAACAUUUCAGAAUGAGUCCUGGCUUUUCUUCUUCUCAAACAUCCUUCCUGCAAUAAAGAUAUUGAUCUGAUCUUUUGUACAAUUUCUCUGCUCAUUAACGUUGGCCUGAGCAGAAAAAUAUCCAUAGCCUCAUUUAGCUGCAACAUCUUUGUAGAACAUUCGUUGCUAUCUAUUGACAACCUGCUGCAUAAUUGCUAAGAUAGUUUGCCAUGUCAUUACCAGGUAUGCAACCUUAUUUGAACUCAUGUUGACUCUACUCCAGAAGGCAAAUAUAUCUGAAGAUGUUAAAUAUGAUUUAGGAAGCAAAACAGGUUAAGAGUGACCCUUCAUUUUUUUAAAAGAAUGCCUUGUCACUUGUAGCACACCUUGAUGAACCCAGGUUUUCAAAAACUGAUAUUCAAAACAAACUGUAAGGGAAGGAGAAUUAUGAAGUGAGUCUGGCCUUUAAAACCUAAACAUAUGGGCUUCAUUUAAGUCUCAGAAGAAAGGAACUGUCUUGAGGUAAAUGGUCUAGGUGGAGCUCCCUUGAUGGAACUCAUUGAAGCCCACAGUAAUGCAAUCAAAUUCAGCUUUGCAUUAGAUAUUUCUAUCAUUAAUGGUUGGUGGGUGUGUUUGUAUACAUCUAACAGGAGAAAGGCUCAUUUAACUUAAUCUGGGUUGGCUUUUGCCUGCAGAUUAAUCUUUGGAGAACCAGCCAAUUUAUAAUUAUAGUUAUAGGUAUGGGUGGAGGAGUAUUGGGUGGUUGAGACAUGCCAGUUUCUGUUACAUUUGGUAUGUCUGAUACAGUUUGUCUGAUCUACUCUAGCCAAGUAGAUCAGACUCUCAUUAACAACUUAACAGAAUAGAAACUGUAUGUGACUAAGAGAAAUACCUCCCCCCCAAAAAUUGUUAAGAUUCUUAAAAUAUGGUCACAAAAUAGACUAAGAUACCACCCUAAAGCUUCCUGAUGACCAGAACAGUUCAAGUCCUAUGUCUUCUGGGUCAGGCUUGUUCUUUGGUCUGAACAGCAAGGUUUGGCUCAGCUUGUUCCCAUUUUCUGCCACAGACUGACCCUUGCUGUGCCUUUCUCUGAGGAUCUUGCCUUGGAGCCAAGUGUGUGGCAGCCAUCUGGUUAGCUAACAUUGUGCCAAACACACGGUGAUGGAAUGAUAAAAUACGAAUCAGGCAGGUUCUCCGGUGGGGAAAGUGAAAUGCACAAAUGAAAAUUGACUUUGUGGGCCAGCUGCCCUCUAUUUUUAAGCUGAAGUAUAUUCUCUUUGCUGGCUUGGAAUCAAGGAGUGUGGCCCUUUCUUGAUAGCUGUUGCCAGAUUCCUGACAUGCUGGAAAGUGGCAGCUAGAAGCAUUUGUUCAUGGUGGCUUAAGAAAUGUUCAAGAAAUCCUUGGCUGUUCUCUUGCAUUGAGAUGGUCAUCUGCUUCUCUCCUUCAAGUCAAACAAAGUGAUAUGCCCUAGACAGUCGAUUUCUCUCUCUCUCUCUCCUGUUCUGCUCCCCUUUAGCAUGUUUUAAUAAUUGCUUCUUAUUUUUCUGUCUGAGGCUGGUGGUGAGUAUAACUUAAAAUGAAAAAAGUGUCAAGAAUAAAGACAGGGAACACACAAAGCAAGACAUUAAAGGACAGUUUGGGAGCCAAAGCCAAUUUCAGCACAGCUGUUGAAACUGUUCCUUCAGGCAUGAGAAAAAGUUAGCCAUGACUCUUGGGCAAAUCACAUUUUCUUUUGUCUACAAAUAUUUUUCAUGAUAGAAGAUUUAGGCACAAUUAAAAUAAAUGCUUAUGUGGCCAUCUUGUUUAGAGCCAGUUCAUGGGCAAGGAUUACCUCUUCCGUCAAAACAAAAUUACCUCUCAUCUGUUGUGCAUUAGUUCUUGUUCAUCAGAAUCUUUAGAGGAAGAGUAGUUAACAAAUAAUUCAAGUAAAUGAAGCAAAAUAACAAUGCUUAGGGCUUCCUUCCAAAACUUGUAGUAAUUAGAGACUACAACCAGUCUUGAUUAAUGUCCACAAACCACAACAAGUUGCCCAAAUCACACAGAUGCCAGUGGUAUAUACAAGUACCCUAUAGCCCAUGGAUGACUAACCUGUGGUCCUUCAGAUGCUGUUGGAUCACAGCUUCCAUCAUCCCUGCCUUUUGGCCCUGUUGGCUAGGGGUGAUGGGAGUUGAGUUCAGCAACACUGGGAGGGCCACAGGUUUAGCCUCUCCUGCUGCAGCCCAUGUGCAUUCAAAUACUUUCACUGUACUGCAACUUCUAUUCUGUAACAUGGCUCACUGGUUACUCCAAGCCUUAGUAGACUUUUGUUACAACCACAUCCCUCCACACUCUUCAUUACUAUUUAGCACAGCUGGAUCAUGGUGGGUCCAAAACAUACCAGCCUGCUUUCAAGUUCUGGCCUUCCAAAGUCUUAACGGGGAUGAUGUCAACCAUACACAAGGGGAAUCACAAAAUGCAUGGGGGAAUUAUUGUGGAUAUGAGUAAAAAGUAAAUGAUCAUUAACUUAUUCAUGGGAGGAAUAAAAGAAUAGAAAUGGAUCCCCUAUGAAUAGCAUAUGAAUAGCAUAUACCCAGUUCUUCUAAGGUUACUUUAUGGUUCCAUUCUCUGAAGCAUAUACUUUAUCCAGAUUGUAAAUAUAUUUUAUUAAUAUAACUUGGCCCUGUGUCUUUCUGUAAAGGCACUCUCCUUAAUCUUAACAAUAUACGAUAUUGCAUUCAUCCUCUAGUAAACUGUCCAUGCGUACGUUGCAUCGCUUAUGCUUUAAUAUCUCUCAUACUUGUGAUAAAAAUUAUGCUUAAAAUUGGCAUAAGAUGCCUUUUGGAAUUGCAGAAGCAGAGCUGGAAGGAACAGCAUGGAUUAUUUCAUCGAACUGUCUGUCCCGAGGCAGGGAAUUUUACACUUCAGGCAUUUUUGCCAGAUGCCUCCCUAGUUUCCUCACAGAAACAUCCAGCAACAAGUGCUUCCAAACUCUGGAUCUUGUUCCAUUGCCCUACAUUUUAUUUGGUUAAGAUGUUUUCCUAAUAUUCACUCAGUGUGAAUCAGCCAUUUCCCCUUAAACCUGAUGCUACUUCUUUGUCCUCCGAAUAGUAACGCAGAAUGGACCCUCCCUUUCAGGAGGGCUGUCAUGUUCACCUUUAGCCUUCAAUCCAUUUAAAAAAAUGUUUAGCUCAUGGAACGCUUCACUGCAUGACUGACAGUGAUUCAGAUGUGCAGAAAAGUAAUCUGGUGCAAUCUUGGACUGGACUGCAUCAAGCUGCAGGUGGGUUUCUGCAAAGCUCUAUGGAGGGAGAAGGCUGAGGAAAAACUAUUCUCCCUGGUAUGCUAGCAAGCAGGAUUUAAAUUUUUAUUUCCACAUGAGAAAGAAUUAAAAAGAUCCCGCCCCCUCAUAGUCUUAAAUAGAAAAGUUUUUGGGUUAAUUGUAGUAUGUGCCCUCUCUGUACUUUUAAAAUGGCUUUUAUCUUGCUUGGUUUUUUGUAAAUAUCAUAUUCAUAUAGAAAUGCUGCUCCAAAUAAAUGCACAGAGCAGUUACAGCUGUGUGGAAUACUAAUUGUUACUAGUACUAUAUUUCCACUUCCAGAAGUGUUGUGUUAUACUUUAUUGUUUUGCAAGGUAUUUGGACAUCUCCUAUUGUGAAAUGCAGCCUUUAUUUUAAAUAAUUGCCCUUUCCCACGAAAACAUUGUCUUUCAUCAUUGUAUAAUUGAUGUCCCUGAUAAGUGGAAAGAUUUUUCCAGAAACAUUUAAUAGACUACCUGGGCUUACAUUCAAAGAGUCCAUAUAUACUGAUUACAUGCAAAUUAGCAUGGGAGAACAUAUGCUUACUAUUAUACAAAGAAUUAGAUGUAAAUAUCAUAUAGCCAAUAUAGGACGCGGGUGGCGCUGUGGGUUAAACCACAGAGCCUAGGACUUGCCGAUCAGAAGGUCGACUGUUCGAAUCCCCGCGACGGGGUGAGCUCCCAUUGCUCGGUCCCAGCUCCUGCCAACCUAGCAGUUCGAAAGCACAUCAAAGUGCAAGUAGAUAAAUAGGUACCGCUCCAGCGGAAAGGUAAACGGCAUUUCCGUGCGCUGCUCUGGUUUGCCAGAAGCACCUUAGUCAUGCUGGCCACAUGACCCAGAAGCUGUACGCUGGCUCCCUCGGCCAAUAAAGCAAGAUGAGCGCCACAACCCCAGAGUCGGCCACGACUGGACCUAAUGGUCAGGGGUCCCUUUACCUUUGCCUUUAUCAUAUAACCAUGGGGUUUAAAUACCUACCAGUAGCAACUUCAGAACAGUUACUUCUACUUGAGAAGCUUAAAAUAAUUUCGUGUGUGUGUGUGUGUGUGUGUGAGAGAGAGAGAGAAAGAGAGAGAGAGAGAGAGAGAGAGAAAGAGCCAAGUUCAUUCCAUGGUAUCUCUAGGUAGUGCUGUGACAAACUCUUUUAUAACACACUGAAUAGCUACUACCAGCAGUUUCCUCAGAUUACCAUUUGUUCCGAUUUAGUGUUUAAGGGUGGGUUUUCCAGGGGAAAGUGGCAGGCAAAGGCAAAACUGCUUGGACCUGUGCCUAGGAAGGAUGGGACAAGCAGCAAACACCUCUCACCUGUGCUUUCUAGGCAUGAGUCAAGCAGAAGUGUGGACAAGCCCUUUGAUAGGGACCAUUAAUCUCACUUGGCACAAGGCAGCCUCCCAGGUUCCUAAGUACUGUAAUUCAUCAUGAUUUCACCAUGAACUCCCAGAAAAUUCUCCCUGAAUCCUCCUGAUCUUGGCUGAUCAAGUCUAGUUACCAAGUGGUUAGCCAAGUACUCUCAGAACAAUCUGUUUUGCAGAUGUCUUUUGCUUUUUUCCUCAUGGCCUUAUACUAUUUUACACCGAAUAUUUUGUGCAGUGGAAAUAGCUACAGAAUAAAUGGCAUAAUCUCACCUCCUAAAACUAAAAUAUAUAAAAGAUUCCCGCCCCCCUUGCCAAAGAAUAGGAGGUGGUGCUGUGUAAACUUUGCAAGGUACAAAACUGCAGGCAAGUUUUAUAGCUAUACUGAUUCCUAAUUACUUUAAUUGAGCCAAGUUGGUAAUAUAUUAAAGGUGUUUCCAUAGUGUAAUUCCCCAUUGGGGUAUAUAUAUUUGAAAACCACUUUUCCAAGGUACAACUCACGCAUAUAAGCUAGCCUAUUUUUAAUAACCAUUUUGAUCAUCUGCCGAUAUAAAACCAUACAGAUUAAUGUAACGUGAACUGUGGCUUCAUAGAUAUUAUGAGUUGCACAUUAUAUGACUUUAAUGGCUCUAAGAAUGCUUCUGUGGCUGAGAAUAAAAUUAGCCAAGUGUACCUCAGCAGCGUCAUGCAACUUACGCUUUCCUCAUACAAUCCCAUCCAUGGAUGGAAGGGAUUAACUGGAGCAGACAACAGGGACAUAGGCAGGCGGCUGUAUGUAUGAACAAGUCCUCUUGUUAUCCUACUCUCUGUGACUUUGAAACCAUAUGCCUGGAUAACUUUCUCCCUUGCCUGCUUCUGUGGAUAAACUGCAAAUCUGCUUUCCUACAUCUGCUGGACGAAGGUCUUACUACUCACACUGUGCUGCUUUUAAGACUCACUGGAAUCUGCUUAUUCUGGAGCACAUUCAACAAACUUGGCACUGCUUUUCUACAGACUAGACUAACUUUCCUGGUGUGUGGUGAUGCUAAAUCCCAACUCAGUGGAAUUGCCCAAAUACUAAGAAGAUUGAACACAUUGUGCUACAGACCCAAGGAAAGUCUGUGGGCUUUCACAGAAUGUAAGUCAUUGUUGGAUUUUACUCAAAUGUGUUAUCCAAUUUAACACACACACACACAGAGAGAGAGAGAGAGAGAGAGAGAGAGAGAACGACAUAAACCCAGAAGUGGAAGUUCUUAACUCCAAUAGAUUUUUUUCUUCAAACAUCACUAUACUAUUUUGUAUCUGUUACUCCUUUCCCAUAUCUGGUAGCAGAUAUGUACUUCCAAAAAGGUAUGUGCCUACUAUUCAGAUAGCUCUUGGUGACUCAGGGAAUUGAUUCUAAAAAGCAUGCAAUUGAGAGAUUGUUUUAGUAGUCGGGACUAUAUUGAUCACCCUCUCAUUAGCUUCUUUCUUUGCCUCCCUCAAAACUAAUGUUUCCAGGAUCCUCAUUGUGCAGUAGACCUUAUAAUGCUUUCACAUGUCACAAAAAUCCUCAGCACUCCCUAAAGUCUGUUAAGUGACGUGUGGUUUCACUAAACUUGAAUUGUGAUGAGUUCGUUCCAUAGCAAUUAAGCAUCUGUGCCAUUUAUUGUUGCACAGAAGAGAGAAUUUAGCAUAGACAGUUUCUCUGGCUACUGUAGGUCAGGAAAAGUAAUGCAUGAGUAUGGAUUUGAACUCUGGUCUCACAUGUCUUAAUCCAGCACUCUGAACCACUAUGCCAUGCUGAUGUCAUUACCAUGUGCUCUUCCUGGAGCACUUCUUGAGAAUCUGCUGAUUAAAAUAAUUCCUUAUUUCUUGAAUCUGCAUAGCAACCUUUAGGUUGUAUCAAAUGGUGUCUCUAUGCUCACGGGGAGACUCUUUGCUGCACCAGAGCUUUCUGUUUGUGGAAGGGACGGGGAGGUGACGUUCACAAAUCCUCCUUUUCUCCUCCAGCCCCUUGCAUCACAUUGCAGUGUUUCAAAGGGUUCCUCGACCCUCUGGAGGUUUUAAGUACUUUCCUGCAAAGGGAAGAAGAAAUAAGCAAAAAUCCCGCCCCCUCUUUUCUGCUGAUGGUUGAACCCUUUGCUGGAUCGAGGAGUCUUCUGUGACUGCAGGGAAAUGACUGGGCGCAACCGCCAAUGAAUUGCUUUCAAUCAGUGAAAUUCUAUGCUUGGUUUCAGUUUCCACACUUUGCAUCAGACACACAGAUGUACAGCUUUGCCCAAGGCGGCUGGGAACCUUGCAGCGGGAAACUGGUUUUGCUGCUUUGUGUGAUUAAGGUUUGAGACCUCAAAACAUUGUGUGAGCAUUGACAACUUGCAAAUUGUAUCUGCUCUCACCAGGCUAGGCCUGCCUGAAGCAGCUUUGUUUUGGGGGCUGAAAAAUGGCUUAAUCAGGCUGAAUCUCUCUCCCUCCCCCCUCUCCCCAUGUGUGUGUAUAUAUAUUUUUUUCUACACUGCUUCUCUCUUUUUUGUCCUUGAGAACAAAGUUCCAGUCACUUUAAUCAGUCACAUGAAAUGGUCGUUGGAAGAAGUCUGAAAUCCUUGUCAUCUCUUUUUCACAUCUCAUGAAGAUUGUAACUCCACUCUGCGGCAAGAGUGUUAAGUAAUCAUUGUGGGUUGUUCUCUGGCACGACCUCCCCGUCUUCGCAGCAGAUAGCAUCUGGCUUGCAGUUUAAAGAGAACUAUAAUAAAGCUGCAAGGCCCUGCAGUUACUGUGCAUGUUUUGUACCAGCUUGCUUUGAAAUUAACAUGCUUUGGUUUGUGUGGUUUCAGUAACGACAGCUGAAACAUGGUACCUCCAGGGGCUACUUCUGUCUCAUACUGCUGGCUUGUUCUUUUUCUGUGCUUUGCAAAUAGAGCUGGUUUUGUGCAAUGUACUAGUGAACUUUACGCAGGACAGCAAUUAUUUAUUGGCAGCUAUUGAAAUAAAAUGAGGCCUUGCCAGUUCAUUAGGGCUGGCCCCACUCAUAUCUGAGAGAUACAGUUGUUUCCUUGUUUGCCUUUCUCUCCUAGGGGAUAGCAGUCAGUUACUGGCUUCGUCCAACAUUUGAUUACCAGUCCUACACACUUUCAGAUGUUGUGACCUAUACACGGGGCUGCAUGGGUGGGAGCAAGAGAGCAGCGAAGGUCCCUGUGCGCACAGAAAAAGUGCAGAAUGUGGCGUACAGUUUCCCGAGGAUCUCAGCUCUUGCUCUCUAGCCCAUACGGUUCUGCAAACGUGUUUGAAAGUGUGUGACCCGUGCCAGGCAAAAUCUCAGAAAUCAGAAAUGUGACUGAAUUGGUGUUUCAGCAACUGGGAGUGAGGAGGCUUCAGUGCCCUGUUCAGUUCUUGAUCCUUCUCUAGAUUAGCAAAAAAGAAGAAAAAAAUGCAAAACAAGAGAAAUUAUACCGACACAAUAAAUUUACAUAUUGUACAGGUAAUAGGAUGCAGGUUUACUUGGUGUGGAAUUUUGAUUGCCUGAGGGCAGAAUUUGUCCCCCCCCCCCCCUGUUAUGAAUACACAUAGAGCUACUCAUACAUACAUGUUUGCAAAUCUUAGGUUGUUUCCAGAUGACCUCUUUGUUGAACAUUCAUCCUGAUUUGUUUGCAAUGAGGUUACACAACAUCAGGUCAAGUGAUUGUUGUUCCAUGAUUUCCAAUGCAUGUUUGUGUCCUGUUCCUUAUUGUAAAAACUCUGAUAUUGGGGUGGGGUGGGGAGUGGGUUAGUUACGCAAAAUCACCAAAUCAACUUUUAAUUGUGGAGCCUGUAUGUGAUUGAAUCCCACCCAAAACAGUCUGUAAGUGACCUUACUUACAGUACCCACUUAUAUCCAUAUUAUGGUAACUCAUUGUGUGCUUCUUUAGCACUCCCCAACUCUCUAAAGCAGGAAAAAGGAGGGUCAAAUUGCAAUUCCAAUUAGGUUCAAGUCUAUAAACCACAAUACCCACAAUUUCACUUAGCAUGAAUUAUGUUUAAAUGACUACAGACAUUGCACUCAUCCCUGAAAAUGACUAUCAAGUUGCAACUAAAACCUUAUGUCUUUCAAAUCCUUGGGCUUAACCUUGGCAUCUCCUGCUUCGCAACGAAGGAAGUAUGUGGUGAUAUGUAUACAUACAUGGCCACUAGCUGCUGGACUCAUGUAUCUGAUGGAUGGCAUGAUGUUGAAACUCAAUGGUGGGGUAGGGGAGCAGAUGGCAGGAAGAAAGCAAGUAAACAAAUACUCCUCUGGCUUCCUUCUGAUCCACAAAAGCAGGUCAGUGUAUAGAGCAGUAGUUUGUUGAAAUAAAAUGUAAAGGAGCACAAACUAUUAUGCAGGGGGAAGGGGGGAAUUGUACAGGUGAGAACUCAUUGACAUGGCAAUAUUGGCAGGAUCUUGUUUCCUUAGCAUAUAACCCAGUUCAGACUCCCUGCCAGACAUAUAGUAUUCUGUUUGUAUUUCACAUAUUUUAUAACUACCCUCUGUGUAUAUUUCUUUUCCUUGAGCAUUUCUGUCAUAUAUUUUCCUGACACUUCAUUCAUCACUUGGAAGUUGAAGCCAGGGAAAAGAAAUGCCAGUAUAAUAUCUGCCUCCUUUCCCCUCCAAGACUGUUGGUCUUGUCUUGGAGUUCUUUGGCUUUCCCCUCACUACUUGAGUAUAUACUGGCAAGGCUGGCUAAUUACUGCCGGGAGAAAUAAGACAGCCACAUCUUUCAGCAUCUUUUGGAGCUGGGCUCCAAAGCUCACAGUCGUGGUGCAAAUUAGAGAUCCAAGACAGCCAGCAGUUAGGACUAUUAGAUUUCUACACUGACAUUAAGCAUAGGGAGUCAAUGCACCAUUGUAUUUCAUUUCAGUGGUUGGGUUUCAUGGAGUGCCAUUAAGGUUUGAUAUCAAGCUGCUCUUUUACUGGCAAAUUGUUUUAUUGGAGUGGCUAAAAGGUGAAAAUGACACAGGCCAACCUGCUUUCCUUUUCUCUUGUUAGAAGCUUUAUAACUGUUAUAAGAGUUGUAAAUGCACAUGAGCUGGAACAAUGGAGCAUUGUUCUUUGGGCUCAGCAACAACAUGUUGACAAGGAGUUGCUUUUAGCUGAUUAACUGUCCAGAUUCUGAAUAGAAUAUUUUGGUGCUCGUAAACACCACAUCUCGAAUCAGGUAACGUUUGAAGGCAGCUAAUAAAAGCACUGUUUUUAACUCACACGUACACUGCCUUGCCUUGCAUGAAAUCAGCAGAUGUCUUCAUUGUGCAUGAUCUCUGCAAAACAACACUGGACACCAUGUAUGCCUGUUUUCAUUUAACCCAGAUUCUCCGUAAAUAAUCUGCAGUGAUUGAAUUACUCAUAAAACCACAGCAUCCUUGUUUUGCCCUGAGUGUUUAAAGUUCUUAACACAAAAAUUCACUUUUAAAUGUAUCAGGUGCUUUGAAAACAUUUACCUUAUUCAUUUUGAUUCAGAUUCCUGGUUUAGGGGUGGGAAAGUGUAACUUGGCAGAAGGUGACAUGCAGCAAAUGCAUAAAUUGAGCUCAGAUCUUAAAGGUCAUACAUUCUCUGGGCUACCAUGUUCCAUCGUAGUUUCCUUCUCCUGGCUAAUGCUUUAAGGGAAAAUGGUGAAGUCCUCUGUAUGGACCUGUCUUAGAUGCAUUUUUUUAUCACUGCAGUUCACAGAAGUUGCUCUGAGUAACUUCUGCCAGGUCUCAGCUCAGAAUUACAUUGUUCAUGCAAAUGCAGACGUGGGCACUUCAUCCUAGUAGAAUGAACAAACCAAGUCUUAAAGGGGCAAGCCAGCUACUUUGCAUUUCUGCAGCUCAAAGUCACUUCACUGUUUUCCUUCUCGCAGACAGUAAUUUUCAGCGUUGUGAAGAAACAAUUGUAGCACAGUGUGCUAAAUGGCAGGUGAUGACAGUUUGGUAGGUAAGACAGGUAUUGUUGACAGCUUAUAGCAUUACACCCUCAACAGGAAAGCUGCCACAAUAUCCUUGUAGCAGUGGGAGGUUUUUAUUUUGGGGGUGGGGGAGGCAUUAGCACAAGACCUUUUCAGUAUUUUUUCACUUUGGGCAACACUGUCUUGUUAACCUUUCUUCUACCAUAGUUGCUUGGGGAUCUCAGAGAGAGACAUUCUUUGGAUUUCACUCCACAUACAUGCUCAAAGUGAAAAAGAAAAUCUCACAGAUUUUUAAUUUGCAGAAAAGGAAGGAUUUUUAUCAGUGAACUUUCAUAGGUUUUAUAACUUCCUCAGUGUGACCCUUAGGUGUAGCAGGGAAGCUGGUAUUAUAGGUGUUUUUUUUUAACUAAGCCUUUAAGACUGGAUAAUAGAAAAGCAAAUAAUACAGAACAUAGAUUUAUGCAUUGAAGAGGCAUUAUGGAUAAUCAUGUUCCCUAUUGGCACUGGACAUUAUAGGCCUAUUCAGGACGCUAUAUUCUUCGUGAAUAGUGAGUUUUCCACCUCUUGGCUGCAUCCCUGGCUUAGUGGUGGAGCAUCUUCUUUGCCUGCAAGGGGUCCCAAAUUUGGUCCUCAGCAUCUCUGGUUAAAAGGACCUGAGGUAUCAGGGUGAGGAAAGGCCUCUGCCCAGCAGCUGUUGCCAGUUAUGUUACUAGACUCAAUGUGGCAUUCAAAAGAGUGCAGAAAGUGAUCACUGAUACUGGAUGCAAAUCCACCAACACAAGACUUGAUCCUCAGCUCAUCAGGUAUGCCAGCCUGGAGCUGGUGCAAUGAAAAUUUAGGAGGGGGAAACAUCUCCCCCUGCCCUGCUCAGUGUUAGUCAGCAAGACUUGGGAUGUGGUGGUGAAUCUGCUGCUCCUUUCAUCCCCAAUUCCAUAUAGGAUAGCUCUGCUAGUCUUGUAAAAACCAAAUACUUUGGUACUUUUAAAACUUUGACCUGUAAUCUAUGACACACUAUCGUACUGCUUCCCAUAUACAUGCUUAGAUGUAAAAACCAAGUAACUGGAAAAUAGUUUUUUAAAAAACAAAAAAACCCUAAAAAUAAUUAUUAUAUAUUGUAGAUUCACAUUUUUAAUUUUAAUUAACCCACUCUAUGUCUGAAUGCUGGCAAAUGCCCACUUUCAGAUGGUUCAGAGUGACUGCUUCAUCAAUAUGUAAAUCAAAUGUGAAAUGAAUUAGUUGCCCUUUUGAUUGGUGUUUUAAAACAGGCAUAUUCUGCAACGUGUUCUUGACACAGUAAUAGUGCACCAAUGGUGGAUUUAUUCUUCUGGAUUUAUUAUUUAGUUUGUUUUGCAAUGCUACCACAUUAUUACUGUCCGGAAGGGCUCUUAGCAUAACAAAAGUAGAAUAAAAAUAAUCCAUAUCAUUUGCAGUAUAAAAAGUUGUGAUAUUCCAGCAGGAAGAUCUGCGAUACAGACUGAUUAGAAGGGAAGCAAUGUGACCACCCCUAAACUUUUGCAGGUGCCAGCAGUAGUGAAAGAAGGAUCACAUAAGGCUGUCCUGAUAACACAAUGAGCACAAAUCAUAAUGAAUGCACAAUAAAAGGGAUGUCUAGAGGGUCCCUAAAACAAGCACGUAGCACUUAAUGGUUGCCAAAUAAUUUGCAGCAGAGUGGGAUACAGCAGAGUCUGGUAGAAGUGAAUAAAUAGGUAGGGUGUGAUUAAGAUGCCAGGAAAGAUUGAGCAAAACAAUAAGAAGCAUAACUUUUUUCUUCUUAUUAUUUUUAAGUUCCGUGGUACCAGGAAGGCUGUACAAUUGCACAUCCGGGAAGUUGUCAUUCUUCAAAAACUGAAAAGAAACAUGCAUUUUAGUUGUUGUUUGCUUUGGUAUCACUGGUUCUAAUGCAGCCCCAAAUUACAAGUCUACCAAUGGGAGAGUGCUGCUGGUUAAUAAGUGCCAUUCAAAUUCCUGAUAGCAGGAUUCUUAAGAAAAAUAAAUGUAGAUACUGUAACAAAGCUACUGUACAUAAACUUAAAAAAAACCCCUGUUAAAAUAACAUUCCCAGCCUUUUCAAACUAAUGACAUCAAGGAGGUGCCAAGAUAAGGCUUGCAUUGGCAUGUCGAGGCAUGUUUGCAGAAUAUUAGUCCUGUGUGUGAAGAUAAAAACCAAACACUUUUCUCAGGGUCAACAUGUAGUGCUUAUUCACAAGUGGUCAGCUGAGAAUGAAAGCAACAGGGGAAUGCAAGGAAUGCCUUGCAAUGCAAACAAUCCAAUGGAAUUCACAUCUCUAUGUAUAGAGAUUAAUUAUGAUUGAUGCUGUUUUAACACCUCUUUUUUUUUCUUUUGCUCCAAAAGACUUAUCUCCAUAUGUCUUAAAUCAAGGGUUGAUUUCUACCUAAUGGCAGAUACUGGGCAUCCUCACAUGACUUUCUUUUCUCUUUCUAACCCAUCCCCAACCAAAUAAUACAUAUUUCCCAUUGCUCCACAAAAUAGGCUGUCAUGUUGUGCCCUGCCAUGCUUCCCACUAGUGACAGCCAGUGAUGUGGAAGGGCAGUGAGAAAACAAUGUAGGAAAGGGAAGAGACAUCAAAUUCGGGAGAACAACAUGAUGUCAAAUUACAGGACAAGUAAAGCUACACAUUACCAUAAAGAACAUGGUGUCUGCCACAAUAUGUACUUUAACCCUAAGGACUACUUUGUAUAGUCAAUGGCUUUGCAAGGGCCCUGAAAUUUCUCUCUCUCCCUUUAAAAAAUGCUACUCAUUGUGAUGUUGAUUGAUGUAAGUACCUGUUCCCCCAACUGAUAGAGCAGCUGUUGGGGGGGGUAUGUAUGCACCAUUCUGUGGUCCUGUUUUCUUUCUUCUGCUCUUUUAGAUAAGGCAGCAAAUUUGUGCUACGCCAGGCUCCUGUGGCAGCCAUUUUGUGUUACGCCACAACCUACAGCAUCCAUUUUGUGGCAUGCCAUGACCCCAUGGAAGCCUCUUUGUGUUCUGCCACAUCCUCAUGGCAGCCAUUUUGUGUUAUGCCACACACCCUCUGCACUUUCUAAAAAAAUUUCAAGUUGGCCCCAAAGACUGGCAACCCCUGAUCUAGGUCCUGGAGAUGAUUUCUCAGUCUUGUUGGGUUUUUUGUGGGGAGGGGGGAAUGGGGAGGUGGGGAGAGUCAAACUAUACCUUGUGCUUUUCAGGGAGCUCUGUUUUUAUGAGCUCCAUUGGAUGUUCUUAAUGCCAUCUAUGACACUUCCAGGUAAUGCUGUUUUCCAGCCCUCGAUGUCUCUCCAAAUCUCCCUCUCUUAUUUGCAUUAAACCCAGAGUGCGCCACACUAGCAAGAAUAAAUAGCUACACCCACAUAUUGCUUUCUACAACAGUUAGAUUGGCACAUGGGGAAGGGGAAAACAAAGCCGUAUUCUCUAAGGGAUCGUUAUGCAUGAGGUGGGAACACUUGCAAUUAAAAAAGAAAAGAAAAGCAUGCCCUCUAACAGCAGAAAUAUGAUAACAGGUGCACUUGUAUGGCAUUAAACCAGGGACUGACUCAUUGCACAACAGUGAACCAGCAAAGCAAGCAAACUGCUUUCACAAGGCAGGGUGGCUCUCAUUCAGAACGUUUGAAAGGUCAACUGUCAGGGGUUCAGGAGCAGAGGCACAGGAAAGGGAGGAAAUAGAGAGCGAGGGGGAGGAGUCCGAAGGAAAUGUUAGCGAUGACAGCGGUCCGAGGUCUCUGAGUCUUUCCAGCGAAUCGGAAGAUUCACAGAAAGGGGCUCCCUUGGUCAGAGCAAGGGGGUUGCCGAGGGGGACACCCCAGGAAGAAGGGGCCAGAGGGGACUCAGAGAGCAGCAGUUGGAAAUCAGGACCAGCGUCCACACCAGAGUGCAGUAGGGGGGGAGGAGUCCCAGGCAUCGGGAUCAGGCGGCGCACUGCCAGUGGGAGGACAUGAGUCAGGAUUGGCCACGCCUCCAUCGGGGAGCGAGGAAACGGUCGAGAGGAAGGUUGAAGGCUGGGCGCGCGCCAAGUCUCAAAUGUACAGGAGGGCGGCGCAGUUGGCAGCCCGGAUAGGGAGCCAGGUCCCAAAGCCCGCCGAAAAGAGGGGAGGAGUCAGGAGGGUCAUCGUCAGAAGAAUCCAGGAAGGAAGGGACGCCUGGGGGGAGCAGGACCCAGAGGAGAAAGGAGAGACGUAAGAGGUGGAGUAAGGCUAGAAUCUUAAACUGGUGUACAGGGUGCGGAGACUCAGAUGGAGCUUCGCCGAUCUAACCCCUAGACGUAGAGCUGGGGCGCUCCGGCUUGAAAAUGGAAACUGUACUUCAAUAAAGACUUUUGCACAUUACUGCCGGCUAGCGUUGGUCCUCUGUGAGCUGGGACCUGGAGCCAGCUCUGACAUCAACAUUAGAGAUAUUAGUUUAUGACCUGUGUGGUUUUGCAUUCAAAUAUUGGGGGGGGGUCUGUUUUUUAAAUCUCCCCCCUCUCUUUGAUACCCAAGUAGAAGAACUGGUAUCAUACUGGUCAGGAGCUGUAGUGUAAGUUUGUGGAUAUGGACCAAUGCCAAUACAAAUAUGAAUAUGUUAGAGUGCUAGCUACUAAACAGCGUUGCUAACCGUCAGAUAACAGGCCUGGAGUUAUCGCUGUCUUUUUUGCAUUGCAGCACAUUAAGCACAAGUGACUUGUCUUCACAGUUUGCCCCCGCCCUCCCUUUUAUCUGUGCCAUGUUGGUCUCUACCCUUGCUGUAAAAAAUGCUGCCAGCUUUGAUCUCCCACCUGUUUCAACUGCCAGCUGCCUGGGUGUUUUCUCCCAUGAUGUUAUUUAAGGGUGGACCCUUCAGUUACAUUGUGCAAAAGCUGGAGCUGUCUAGCUAAUUUAUUUGAAACAAUCCUAGUGAAAUAAUUAUUAGGAGGAUUCCAAAAUAGUGCAUGUGAAAAGUGCAACCAGCUGUCUUGGUAUUCAGAGGUACUGUGCAGCAAAUUACAAAAAGUUAAGCACCAAAUGCAGAGGGAUCUCUGCCUAAAGUUCAAGGGGUAUGGAAUUCUGCCCUAAAGCCCCCAGAUUCUGAGUCCAGAAAGCCUGUAUUCUGCUAAUUAGUGGCAGAUCCAGAAAAGGCAGUGAGUAAGGAAAAUAAGCAUAUUGCACUAUGGGAAAGACCAAUGAAGAAUAGUUGCACCAUCAUUGCUGCAAAACCCACCACUAAACCCUUCCCUCUCAUUUCUUGACUUUUAUGUGAAAUAAUGAGAGCUAGAAACCUGCUCCUUUAAAAAUAGUUAAAGAAUAAUUAAAUUAUGGUUUCUGAAGAAGGAUGAGAAAUCUUUCAGUUUCUGUGGACUUUAGGGGAGUUUUAAAAACUGGUUGUGAUGCAGCCUGGUCAAGAAAAGGAUGCAAUUUGCUUUGGCUCACUGAGAAUAGCUUUUUAGAUCCCAGCCCAUAUGGCUGUAUGCUAGUGCAGCUGUCAAUCAAACAGAGCCUAUGAGGCGUCGAGAGACAAUCCUCCUUCUUUCCUAGAGAAAACAUCUCAGAAAAUAUCUGAAAAGUGGACUUUUGUGCACACCCCUGUUAAAAGGGGGUCUCAGAUGUCACCCCCAAAUAGAUAAGGCCUGUCAGAAAUCUGAUAUUUGACACAUACGUAGUUGAAGAUACUACCAUGGCACAAUGCCAUUUUGUGAAAGUUUUUGUUUGAUAUCACACACCGCACACUGCUGCAGUGUUAGGAGUGGAUGCAAACAACAGCCCAGGUUGAGCUGUGUUGCUGUUGGAUUUUCACAACCAGCUCUUUAAAGCUUACAGCGAUAGCCGAAGGAGAAUGAGCCAAGGGGGAGCUCACCCGCCGAGCUUUAUCCAGGAGCACUUAUCCAGCAAUGUGGUUUCUUUUUAGAAAGGGGUUAUCUGAGCAAAGCAGCUGCUAGAUCAGCUUUCUGCACGGCCUCCUUCAGCACUGUACUGCGUGCCCUUCAAAGGAUCGGUUACAAUGGGAACCACUGUCUAUCACUGACCUGGUACCUAUCCUCUCUGGGAUGUUUCUCAGGGUAGUCUCUUCCUGAAGCUUCAAACCUCAUUGGUGCCUCCCUUGCCCUCUGCUGAUAUGCGGCAAUUACAAUCAAACCCACAAGCUGUUGUAACUUGCGUCUCAGGUCUAGCCCUGAGCUUAGCAGCCCCAGGACCAGGCAUGUACAAUGCCGUCCUCCUCGAGCUCUGCAAAUUGGUACAAAAACAAACAAAAAACAAACUCUCAAUUGAAUAUUUUCCUUUUACCAUCAUGAGUUUUGAUGCACCAACCUGGGCCCCUAAGAUAUAUUAGUUGCCCACUCACUCUAGAUGUUCCUACUGACUGCGGUGUAAGGCAGGUCCAAGCAAUUUUCACCUGAAGAAGCAGAACUGAGCUCCCUCUGGCCUCUAGCCACGGUGCCUAUCUGUAGUGGUGUAUCGUGGAAGAACAGCCGUAAUCUGACUCAGUUGUUAGUUUUGGCCUGGCCUCAGGGAAGAUGUAUGUUUUGGAAAGGUGCAUGUUUCUUGUGUAAUAAGACUUCUAUUCAUUUUAAGAGAAGACAAAGCGAGGCUGCCUUGCAAGCCUUUGGAGUGGUUCUACAAUGUAGAGCCAGACAAACAGGGCAUUUGUUCUGCAACUGUGAAAGGCUGAAAAGAUCCCUUUGAAGCAAAGGUGGUGUACACCUUUAAUCCCAGAGCGCGGGGAACAGCGGUAUUGACACAGUUGCCUCCAAGCGCAGAGGACUGAAAGGUGGAAUUCAGAGAACUCAGCCACUUCAUUUGCAGCACUGUUUGCAAACUGAAUACUCCUCAGUGGUUACCAGGUAACUAGAGACCAGAGAAUUCUGCCAAACUCUGUGGCAUCAAGAUUAGCAGAGGCUUCUGUUCCUCUUAAAAGGCAGACAUCUGCAGCAACAUCAUAAUGCCCGCCUGACUAAUGAAUUGUCAUGGGGCCAUCUUUUCCCCAGCACUCCAGAAAACAAAGGCCUUGGUGCCUGUGAAAACUUGCUUUUGGAAUUCGAAAGGUGGGCAAUGAAGCUUACAAGCACUCCUUCGUUUGUAAAAUGUCAAGUGAUUCCAAAGCGGCUGAGCCUUCUUUCUUGGAAGUAGAGUGACGGUGGCUCGAAUUCAGAGAGAGAUCUGUGACCACCUUCUUUACAAUCACCCACUUGGAAUUGGAUUCAGUCUUUGCCUCCUAGAAAUGUAAGGCAUAUAGUGGGGUUUCAAGUGUUCUCGUUUGGUGUGUUUGGCCCCUUGCAAGUAUACUGUGUACAGGUUCCCCACUUGCGACACAUCCAUGCCAUUCAGAGGCUUCCCAGCCAACAGAGUAAAAAGAGCAAUGCGGUUUCUGCAGCUUUUCACGCCAUACUAAAUAUUUUUUCUGUCUGCUAGAGCUUCUUUCAUGAAUUCUCACAGGCAUGCAUAGAUAUAGUCAUUUUAUGGUAUAAUACGGAGGUUGCACCGGCAGAUCCCAGUGCAGGAGUAUCUCUGCUUGAGCAAAUGUCUUAGCCACAUUUCCAGAGAGCUGCAUGUAUAUACUGAAAACUGGCAUGUGGAGUCCACAGGAACUUCUUGUAUUUGGUGACUCCUUUGUCCUGAAUAAAAUGGUCACAGACUCACCUGGGGGGAUGUUAGAAGAAAUGCAGGAACCGGUGAAAAGGGAAACAAUAGUAGCUUUUCAUUUCCUUCAGUUCUCCAGCAUCUGCAUGAACUUUGCUAAGAAUAACUAAUCUCUACUAGUGUGCCUUUGGGAAAAGGACACAUGUGCCAUCCCAAAGGGGCUGACCAAGCGAGGUUUACUGUUGAAUCGUUUUCCUGAGAUUUCCUUUGGAAAAACAAUUUUUCUUCUUCCAAGUGUAAUUCUGUAUAGUGGUUAAAAAUAACUAGUGACAUUUUCCAUGCAACUUGGAGAUUGUAAAGCAGGCAUCCCCAACCUACGACCCUCUGGGUGUUUUGGCCUACAACUUCCAUGAUCUCUAGCUAACAGGACCAGUGGUCAGGGAUGAUGGGAAUUGUAGUCCAAAACAUCUGGAGGGUCGAAGGUUGGGGAUGCAUGUUGUAAAGAUUAGCAAAGGCAUAGGCAAACCUGGCCCUCCAGAUGUUUUGGAACUACAACUCCCAUCAUCUCUAGCUAACAGUGGUCAGGGAUGAUGGGAGCUGUAGUCCCAAACAUCUGGCGGGCAGAGUUUGCCUAUGCCUGGAUUAGCAUCUCCAAUUCAUGAUGAUAUUGUGGUGAAACCUGCUCAAGGAAGUUGAUGGAACUAGGCUGUUGUGGUGGUUAAAGUGUCAGACUAGGAGCAAGAUCUGCCAGGUUCACAAAACCCUCUUGGUGGUGAAAGUCACUGGGUGAACUUAGGCUAGUCACUAUCUUGGACCACUCAUGGUCAGCUUAGCCUACUUUACAGAAUUGCUUCAAGGAUAAGAUGGGGUAGGGAAGAAUCCUGUUUGCUGCCUGAGCACCUGUGAAGAUGAAGGGGUUUGACAAUGGGGCUGAUGAAAGGUGACUUCUUCAUCCUGAUAGUCUCGCAGUCCCUGAAAAAUGCUCUACGAGAUCUGGGGUGCCCUGUAAAUUUCAGUAUGCUGUGGGGUACAGAGGACUGAGAAGAACCUUGAAAAUUUGGCAGUCUCAGCCCCCCAACCCCCCACGUGUUCAGCAGGGUCUCCUGGAUUUCACUAGAGCAUAGGGAGGGGAUGCCAUAGGGCAGAGGGGAUGGGAAAGCCAUCUCCUGCCCAUCCCAUUGUGUGUGCUUAACUCUGAAUCUAACCCAAUAAAAAUAUACAGGAUUGUAGCCAGUUCUGUUGCUCCACUAAGCAUUUGCACACCAUCAAAAUCUGCUCCAGAAGGAUGAAGGACCCUUCUGGAGUAGAUUUUGAGGACACACAGGGAGCAGAGAAGAAGAAAAAGUCCCACUAUAUGAGUGGAAGUCCACACAGACAGUGUCGGAUACAACCCACAGAAUCUAACCCAAUAAAAAUAUGCACUGAAGUGCAUCUUCACUGAAGCCUAGCAAACAUGUAAUCUUAAUGAAUGACAGAGAGAUACUCAGUAUGAGCCAGCACCCUUGUUUCCUAAUUGCAGUGUUGUUUUGUUUUUUCUUCUUUUUCAGAAUUGUCAGACUUUUAACAGCCUUAGCUGCCUUAGCAUCACAGCGGAUGAUUGCUCUCAACAGAAUCAGUUCUCACCUGGCAUCAGCGGCACCAAGUCAUGGACAACAGCAUCCCUUUGCACCUUGGACGUCAUGCCAGGCAGGACACCAGCCUGCACCCCUGUGCCAGAGCCACACUCAAACGCAGAAGAAUGUAAAUCUAGCAAAGAAGAUUUCUCCUACGAGGAAUCAGAGUUUUGUGCCACAGAAGACGAGAGCAGUAGGAAAGAAGAGGACAACUCCUCAUGGAGGAACAGUGGGACAGGAGGGGAUAACAUCUUUCAGUUGGAUGGCGAAUUAGAUAUUGAGCAGAUAGAAAACAACUGA